Messenger RNA from Pelobates cultripes (western spadefoot toad), 50444 nucleotides. Lineage: Eukaryota; Metazoa; Chordata; Amphibia; Anura; Pelobatidae. The record is from the annotation of a GenBank genome assembly.
AUAUAUAGGAUUAUUGCUUCAUUUAGCAGGGCCUGUUAGAUUUAAAAUACGGUAGUUUUGUGGCUUUUUUAAAAAAAGUUUUGUGCAGUUCGAACCGUACACCGACUUCGACAAGGCUAUGAGAGAACACGGUCUACACAGAGGGGGCAUAUUGCACGAAACCGUCUUUACGUAUCCAGUAAUGCUUCAACGGUCAAAGUACAGUAGAUUCAGAAAUGACUCAUUAACCUCUACGGAAGAUGGUACGCAGAGCGUAUCUUUAAAUGCCAAGGCUGGGGCUGACUGUCACACAUCUGCUACUUCCUCUUUACCCCUUGACAGUAUUGCCUUGGUAACUCCGGAUACUUCAACAACGCUAUGUACCUUAAUACCGAAAAUGUCUCAUUUUAAAAUUUCAAGCCCAGUCAACUUGCUGGGUUUCAAACACUUUUCUCUGGGGGCCAAAGAAACAUCAAAAGUGAAACUGCCAGAUAACUCUACCCUAAUGGAUCAGACAACAUCUGCAGAGACCGCUUUAAACAGCUCCUCACAAGCUACUCUUUCAAGACAGGGUGUAGAAAUGGACGCGAAUACAAAGAACCAAAAUGAUUGCCUUCUGAUGGACAUUGAAAAACCACCACUUGCUAAGAGGCAGACUUGUGCACAGCAGAUAGGUCGAAACAAUGGGAGCCCCGGUCUCUCCUACUACGUCAUAGUGAGUAAUUAAUUGUUCAAACAUGAAUAUAUUACAGAGCAAAAUAUUGCUAGUUUACACCUGUAAUGUGUACAGGUCUGUCGAUCACAUUAAAUUAAAUAUAAGUUCACGGGGCCAAUUCUUUAGUUUUGCAAAGACAGUCACAGUGCGGUAUUGAUUCAGUUCGUGGCUUACGCAGAAGCCCAUUGGUAUAAAAGAGUCAUUUGGUAUCUGUCUAUUUUUCCAUUUUUUGUAUACAUGUAUAACAUAACGUAUAUAAAGGAAAAAGAAAAAGAUCGUUAAGUAGGUACAAGUGAGGUGUGUUUCCGUGUGGUUUUUGAGACGAGUGAUCAUUGCUCUUGUUUCUAAUACCCUGUUUUGUCGUUUUGCUAGUGUUUCCCUGUCCGGGCCCAGGUCCCUGUGAUCUGCACUUUCUCUGGGAUGCUGAGCUAUUUGAUAAUUUUCGUUGUAGUCCCCCCCCGGUGAGCGGGUAUUAUAUAUCGAAUUGUUCCCAUAACACCCACACUUUUUGGAAGGUGGUCGUGGUGUUUCGGACUUGGGCUGUCAGUUUGUCCAUUAGGCAGUUGUCUCUAAUUUGUGUCUGCACUAAUGUAAGAGGUGGGGUUUCAGGUUUUAUCCAAUGCUGCGCCAGCGCUCUUCGUGCUGCUAGAUUUAGCAUAUUUAAUAGUCUCUGUUCGUGUUUGUCUAGUCCGCCGGUCGGUCUGGAUAGUAGGCAUGACCAUAGUUCCAGGGUUAGUCUUUUUUGUAAUAUGUGGGAGUUCAUUUCUGUCACUUCUUUCUAGUACGCGCGUAUUUUGGAGCAUUGCCACCACAUGUGGAUGUCUGUGCCCUUUUCUCCACACAGUCACCACCAAGUGUCUGUGGGAAAGAUUCCCAUGUGGCAUUGUUUGACCGGGGUGAUGUACCACCAGAAUAGUGUUUUAUACGCCUGCUCCUGUAGUGUGGUGCAUAUGGAUACUUUGGAGCACACUUCCCAUAUUUCUUGUCAGUCUGUUCCUUCUAAGGUCUCUCCCAAGUCUGCCUCCCAUCUGUCCGUGUAAUGUAGUGUGCCCCAUUCCCCGGAUUCUGUUCCUAUGUGGCUAUACAUGAUAUAUAUCAAUUUUGCAGGCAUGCAUUCUUUGAGGCAUAUGCGUUCGAAAAACGUCAGUUGUUUAGUUAUUGCUGUCUUAACUUCCUUGGUUUGUGCGAAGUCACGAAUUUGUAUAUAGCGGAAGAAAUCUCGGGUUGUCAGAGGUGCGAGGGAGUUUAGGUGGUCGUAGGUGAUUAUUAACUUGUUGUCUUGGUAUAGAUGUUUUAGAUCAGCUGCAAGGUGAGGAUCAUGUGAUUUAUACUUAAUAUCAGGAAAUUUUUAUUUACCCACUAAAUGAACCAAGGUAAGAAAAUACACAUUAGAACCGUUUAAAUGGAUAAUAUUGAAUUGUAUAGAAAAUAUAUAUUUUUUUUAAAUAAAGUAGUAGAAAUAAAAGACUUUAAAGAGGAUGGUGAAGACUGAAACUUGAAUUGAGAAAAUAUUACUUUGUAGAAAGUAUAGUAGUAGAUACCAUGUCUAUAGACCUCUAGGGGAUAUAGCAGAGUCUAUUGCACUAAUAGAAGUCAGAAAAUAUUGGAAUAUGCUCAAAAGAAACUAUCCAUAAAGAAGCAAAAUCAGGUUUGGGUUUCAUUUUGGGCAAACCAGGUGGGACACUUGUUUUUUGUUUGCAGUCUAUUAAAUUUAUAUUUCACAGGUAAAAAAAAGAAAGAAAAACACAUAUAACUGCCUGAUUAAACACCUACUAAACUCUUCACUUUUAUUCCUCCAACACUUUAUCCUAAUAGUUAAAGGAUUGUUGCGUUAACUUGGAACUGACAUAGGAACUGCAGGUUUUAGGAAUACAUUGGUGAAGCGGGAACAUCCCAUCAUCAGAUCUGCACGAUUCACAUUUUAGUAAAUAUACCCCAAAUGUUAGAAUGUUUAUCAGAAUCAGUUCUAAAACUCAUAUGACUUCUAUUUUGUUCUCUUGGAGAGAAACGAUAAAAGUGCUUGAGGCUUUAUGCCCACAGAGAAUAUCCUCACUGCCUUAUUUAUCAACGAAAAACAAGACAAUAUUUUGGGGUAAGUGCUAAAUAUGGAGCAGUCACCAUGGAAACCAGUAGCAUCAGUCUCAUUGAGUAUUACUUUUCCUAAAAAACAUUGGCAUUCCAUAAUAAUAUCCUAAUUAGAUACAAAGAUGCAUUUAAGCGAGUGCGUCUAUUAACGUGUCUAUGGUAAGUUACGCUUUUCUGGGGGGUAAAUCAAUGUUUAUUGAGUUGUCCAAAUAAAUUUACAAGUCAUAUAACAGAAUAAGUGAGGCUUUUCAGUAAGCAUGGGGGGAUGUUUUGGAGAGGAUGGUUCUAACUAAAAAAAAAGAAGCUAUUUUAAAAUGAAAUUAGAAUUAUAUGGUAAGGUAAAAAAGAGAGUAUGCAUGAAGGUGAUCGAUACAUAUGUUAUCUCACAGUGAAAAACAAAAAAGGCCUAGCAAAAGUCAAAUCAAAGUAAACCAGUCCUUAUCUGGGUAGGAAAUCAGGGGACUGAAACAAGCCAGUUGUUUUUUACUAUAUAUACCAUUAGGGAGAUCUGGAGACUUUAUAAUAAACCAUGUUACCAAAUGUGUGUGUGUGUAGUGGCUGGUUGUUGUGUGUGGAGAAUGGUGAAAGCUGUAUGGGGGUGGCUCAAAGUGUCUGUGUGUGCUAGUUGAGUGUUGCGUGUGGUGGAUGAAUUGUGUGUGUAGGGGAGUCUGAGUGUUGUGUGUGUGCCUGGUGCACCAGUGAAGUGUGAGCUGCAUCCCUGGUGGUCCAGUGGAGGGGCUCCAUCGUAUGCACCAAUAUCAGCUACAGAUCACUUUAAGGGGGCCAUCAUUGUAAUAGUGCUCAGACUAUGACACAGAGCCAAAUGCAGUGCUAUAAGUAAUCGAGACGCUACGGAGGACCAGUAUAGCACUCUGAAAGUGGACUGUACAUGAUAUUGGUACAGACCACAAUGUUCCCUCAGCAAAGUUAAGGAGGCACAAGGCCAAGCAGGGAGAUCUCUUUUAGAGACAAAUCUCCCCUCAUUUAAUCCUCCUCCACUUCCCCAGCUUUAAUCCUCCUCCACUUCCCCAGCUGCCGGUGGGGGGAUGCAUGGGGAGGUCAUGGGUGGCCUGGAAAAGAGGCAUGCCGACUCUGGCUGCCUAUUGCCAGCAUGCUGAUGACAGACACCAAAUUCAUACAUAAUUUAUAUUAAUAUAAUUAUUAUUUAUAAAGCGCCAACAAAUUCCAUAGCUCUGUACAAUUGGUGGACAAACCAACAAGACGUACUGGAUAGAGGAUGUUGAGAGCCCUGCUCAAACGAGCUUACAUUCUAGAGGGAUUUGCCAGCCCAGAACUCUUGUUCCACUCUGGCUAAUGACUCCCCAAUGAUCCUGCUGGAGUUGAAGUUCCACCUCCAUCUGCAAAUUCUGUGUUAAAUAGUAAAAUACUAUGGAACAAUGCACAUACAGACUCCAGGCACCAUUGUCAUUACGUGGUCAUGGUGCUUGGAGUAAUCCUUUUAGCAAAAUAAAGCAUGUUAUUUACCUUAUUUGUCCCAGUGUACCAGUCUCACAGUGGCCUUCCCCACCUCCACUGGAUGAGAUCAUCAAUACUAAUGACCUUGGCCAAUCCAAUGCUUCUCCUUAGGGAAGCAUUGUGAGGUUUAGUGCACUGCAGCAAUCAGCAUCUCCAUUGACUCAGUGUAUCUCUAUGGGGAGUGUUUGGUGACUCCAUUCAGUGUGGUAACGCCGAACUUCGGUCCAGCAAUUUUUGUAGGACCUCAACCAGGAAAUACCUUUAGAGACUGUCCAAGUGACUGACACUAGAAGUGGCAUUAGCUAGCAGUGUAAACGUUUCCUUUUUACUUAGACAAGUCAUUGUUUACACUGCUGAGCCUGCAGGGACAGUCUCUUUGUCCCAAAACCACUACAUUAAGCUGUCCCACGUGCAGUGGCGUACCUAUGCUAUGGCAGGUAGGGCACCUGCUCUAGGUUCCUCCCCCAGCCCUACCACACUCACUCCCAACCCUGUCCCACUCACAACCCCUCAUCCUGUCACAAUAAGUUACUAUCACAUCCCCCCAACCCUAUCACACUGCCCCCAACUUUGUCACACUCACCACCCCUCAUCUUGUAACAAUCACUCACAAUCACAUUCACCCCUUCAGCCAUAUCACACUCUCCCAAAGUCACACUCACUUCCCCUCUCACCCUGCCAUACUAAUCCUGUACCCCUCACCGUUCCAAAUUCACCCCCUCUUACCUUGCCACACUCACCCAUCUCCAAUUCUGUCACUCUCACCUUCCCAACCCUGUCAUACAAAUUCCCCUCACUCUGUCACAUUCACCUCCUCAACUGUUGCCCUCAUCCCCCUCACCGUGUCAUACUAAUCCCCCAAAAGCUGUCACUCCCUCCCACACAUGAAGCACAGCCUGAGCAUAAACAUAAAGCAACAAAAUCCACAAGCAGCUCCCCUUACAAGCAACACAACGCAAGCAACUAUCCCACACAUACACUCCCAGAUAAAGACAUACACAUGCACACUGAAACAGAAACACACAUUCACACACAACAAUGCUCAGGCACAUACAAAGGUACACAAUGCAAAACACACAGAAACACAGGAGCUGGCCACCUCAGGGCCCCCCGAGGCUGGCCCUGGUGUCACCGGGCUCGCUGGCACGCGCGCGAGGGAGCACUCUCCCCUGAGCGCUCUCUGCCCAGCUCCCUCUCGCACCGCAGUGAUGCCAGAGCCGGAAUAUGACAGCUAGACAGCCCGGUGACUGGCCACCCAGCAGCACCACUGGACCCCAGGGAAUCCCCUCAGCUCUCCCAAAGAUAAGGAGGCUGGGGGAUAAAAAAAUUUAAAAAAUGUGUUAGUGUGUGUGUGUGCUAGUGUUAGUGUGUGUGUAUGUUAGAGUUAGUGUGUCUGUUAGUUUGUGUGUCUGUUAUUGAGUGUGUGUCUGCUAGUGAGUGUGUUAGUUUGUGAGUCUGUUAUUGAGUGUGUGUCUGCUAGUGAGUGUCAGUGAGUGUGUUAGUUUGUGUGUCGGUUAUUGAGUGUGUGUCUGCUAGUGAGUGUCAAUGUGUGUGUUAGUUUGUGUGUCAGUGAGUGUGUUACUGUGUGUGUCUGUUACUGAGUGUGUUAGUGUGUGUCUGUUAGUGAGUCUGUUUGAUGUGUGUUAGUGAGUGUGUGUUUGUCAGUAAGAGUGUAUGUUUUGUAAGUGAGUGUGUAUGUGUGUCUGUCUGUCAGUAAGUAUGUAUGUAUGUCGCUGAGUGUGUCUCUGUCAGUAAAUGUGUGUGUCUGUUAGCUGGUGUGUAUGUGUCUGUUUGUGAGAGUGUGUGUGUUUAAAACCCCUUCAGCACUUACCUUUCUCCAGUGCCAGAUCCCUCCGCCCCGAUCCGCCUCUCAGCUCCGAAUGCGCAUGCAAGGCAAGAGCCGUGCGCGCAUUCAAACCGCCCAUAGGAAAGCAUUACUCAAUGCUUUCCUAGGGACGUCCAGCGUCUUCUCACUGGGAUUUUCAGAAUUGCGGAAGCGCCUCUAGCGGCUGUCAGUGACUCCCUCGCGCGCACGACAGCCAGACAGCCUGGUGACCGGCCGCCCAGCAGCACCACUGGACCCCAGGGAAUCCCCUCAGCUCUCUCAAAGGUAAGGAGGCUAGGGGAUAAAAAUGUUUUUUAAAAAAAAAACAUGUGUUUGUGUUAGUGUGUGUGUGUGUUAGUGUGUGUGUGUGUGUUAGUGUGUGUGUGUGUGUGUGUGCUAGUGAGUGUCAGUAAGUGUGUUAGUUUAUGUGUCUGUUAUUGAGUGUGUGUCUGCUAGUGAGUGUCAGUGAGUGUGUUAGUUUGUGUGUCUGUUAUUGAGUGUGUGUCUGCUAGUGAGUGUCAGUGAGUGUGUUAGUUUGUGUGUCAGUGAGUGUGUGUGUGUGUCAGUGAGUGUGUUACUGUGUCUAUCUGUUACUGAGUGUGUUAGUGUGUGUCUGUUAGUGUGCAUCUGUUAGUGAGUCUGUUUGAUGUCUGCUAGUGAGUGUGUGUUUGUCAGUGAGUGUAUGUUUUGUGAGUGAGUGUGUAUGUGUGUCUGUCUGUCAGUGAGUAUGUAUGUAUGUCGCUGAGUGUGUCUGUCAGUAAAUGUGUGUGUCUGUUAGCUAGUGUGUAUGCGUCUGUUUGUAAGAGUGUGUGUGUUUAAAACCCCUUAAACACUUACCUUUCUCCAGAGCCAGAUCCCUCCGCCCCGAUCUGCCUCUCAGCUCCGAAUGCGCAUGCUCAAUGCUUUCCUAUGGACGUCCAGCGUCUUCUCACUGUGAUUUUCACAGUGAGAAUUGCGGAAGCGCCUCUAGUGUCUGUCAGUGAGACAGCCCCUGGAGGCUGGAUUAACCCUUAGUGAAACAUAGCAGUUUCUGUCAUCAGUACGCGGCGCGCAAGGGAGCUGGGCAGAGAGCGCUCAGGGGAGAGUGCUCCCUCGCGCGCACGACAGCCAGACAGCCCGGUGACCCCGGGGAAUCCCCUCAGCUCUCCCAAAGGUAAGGAGGCUGGGGGAUAAAAAUUCAAAAAAAACAUAUGUUAGUGUGUGUGUUAGUCUGUGUGUGUGUGUGUAUGUUAGUGUUAGUGUGUGUUAGUGUGUGUUAGUGUGUGUGGGUGUGUUAUUGUGUGUGUGUGUGCUAGUGAGUGUCAGUGAGUGUGUUAGUUUGUGUGUCUGUUAUUGAGUGUGUGUCUGCUACUGAGUGUCAGUGAGUGUGUUAGUUUGUGUGUCUGUUAUUGAGUGUGUGUCUGCUAGUGAGUGUACGUGAGUGUGUUAGUUUGUGUGUCUGUUAUUGAGUGUGUGUCUGCUAGUGAGUGUCAGUGUGUGUGUUAGUUUGUGGGUCAGUGAGUGUGUGUGUGUCAGUGAGUGUGUUACUGUGUGUGUGUCUGUUACUGAGUGUGUUAGUGUGUGUCUGUUAGUGAGUCUGUUUGAUGUCUGUUAGUGAGUGUGUGUUUGUCAGUGAGAGUGUAUGUUUUGUAAGUGAGUGUGUAUGUGUGUCUGUCUGUCAGUGAGUAUGUAUGUAUGUUGCUGAGUGUGUCUCUGUCAGUAAAUGUGUGUGGCUGUUAGCUAGUGUGUAUGGGUCUGUUUGUGAGAGUGUGUGUGUUUAAAACCCCUUCAGCACUUACCUUUCUCCAGCACCAGAUCCCUCCGCCCCGAUCCACCUCUCACCUUCAAAUUUUCACAGUGAGAAUUGCGGAAGCGCCUCUAGCGGCUGUCAGUGAGACAGCCCCUAGAGUCUGGAUUAACCCUCAGUGAAACAUACCAGUUUCUCUGAAACUGCUAUGUUUUCAGCUGCAGGGUUAAAACUAGAGGGACCUGGCACCCAGACCACUUCAUCGAGCUGAUGUGAUCUGGGUGUCUGUAGUGGUCCUUUAAGUGUGUGUGCAUCUGCAUGCACUGGCUUACAUAACGCGGCUGGCUUACAUAACGCGGUCGUAGGGGUCGCAGCCCUGCGACCCCUGCAACCCCUGCGACCAGGUGCCCGCUGCCAUGUGUUGCGGCCCGGCCCGUGCAGAGUAAGCGCGGGGGGCAGGCCCACGGAUAAAUUUUCGCACCGGGGCCCCAUGGGUCGUGUGUACGCCACUGCAGGUACAUAAUGCUAGACAAUGUAGAGAGGGCAAGAACGUUUUUUGGGUCCCCUCUAGUGCAAGGGUGGCCAAAAGGUAGAAUCUAAUCCUACAACUCCAAUGAUGCUUUAUCAGCUGGGGAUCAACCAUUUGCCCAUUCUUGUUCUAUUUGUGAGCAGUUGUUUGUGCGUUUAAAUGUACGCAUGUUUUUGUAUGGAGUAUAUGUGUGCAUGUAGGGAUGUAUUUGUAUGUACUAUUGCCAUUGGAAUGCAGUUGUGUAUUUCUGAGUAGUAUUUGUGUUUGAAUACAGGGGUGUGUUUGUAUGUAGUGUUGCUUUUCAAUGCAGUGUCCUUUAUUGUGUUGUGUUGGUGUUUGAUUGAAGGGGUGCUUGUUUAUCAUUUUAGCGAGGGGGAUCAGCGCUGGCAGCAUGAGGUUUGCACCUCUGGCACGUGCAGACCUCAGUAAUGACUUCCUUUAAACAGGGGCCGUGAGGAGUGCAAUUUCAGUGCCCGCUAUAGAGGCUAUCUUCAGUAGAUACCCUUACCUUUAUCUUUUGUAUCACUUUACCCCACUCCCUCUCGCACGUAAGCUCAUUGAGCAGGGCCCUCAACCCCUCUGUUCCUGUGUGUUCUACUUGUUUGGUUACAACUACAUGUUUGUUAGUCCUCCCAUUGUAAAGUGCUAUGGAAUUUGUUGGUGCUAUAUUAAUAUUAUAAUAAUAAUAAUAAUAAUAAUAAUAAUAAUAAUAUGCCUCUGCCCACUGGUGGCUGAUGUCACACAUACAUACACACACCAUAAGAACCUUUUCUUUUUAGUUAUGGGAUUAAUUAUUUUAACUCUAAUUAUCUAAGCUUGAGCUAGAAAUUAUCACUGGGUUUAACAACAAAUGUUCUCUGUAGAAUGUGAUGAUAAAACUAACUUUUAUCACAGGAAUCAGAAUUCUUCCUAUUUAGAUGACCUGUGGUAAAUAUCUCAAUGUACUAUUUGAAGUGUAUACAUUAACCUUGAGUGCUAGGAGAUUUGUUUGUCUGACUACUUUAAGUUUGGAAAUGUACAUGUAUUGACAUCACGAAAAAAUAUAUAUGAACCUUUAGAUCCAAGUAUCUCAAGGUUGCUUGCUGGAGCUUUGGGAAAUGGAGGUGCAUUUGAUCUAUAAAAUACAAUCUACUGAAAGUGAGGAUAAGUCAAUAGCAGCACAUAGUCUGUCUUGGAAGUGCACCUAACAGAACACAGGACAUACAGGACACCCAUCCCUGAUUGAGCAUAUCCUGGGAGGAAUUGUACCUCCAUUGUGUAUAAUUACCUAUGCUAUAAUUAUGUGUACAAUAUAUUGUAUCUUGUUUGAUGGGUUUAAUUAGAUAAGUUGGUGUGUACGUAAAAGACCCUGGUGUCCAUUGAAUAGCAAGUUCUGGUUACUUGGAGAUCACAAUUUCUUAUUAGAAUAUAAAUUCAAUGGUGAAUAUUCAGUGGUGAAUUGGAGAAUUGCUCCAUCUUAUCUGCUCUGCUCAAAAUAUUGCUAAGGUUUUUCAAAUUACCAUAAUUGCAUAUGGGCCUCAAUGAGUUCUCACAAACACUAGUUCUAAACAGAUCCAAGUUCUCCCAUGACUCAAACAGUCCUAAGAUAAUUUGGUUCUCUGUUUUCCAUGUUCCUUGAUACACUGUAUAUCGACUGGGCCGUGAGUUACAAACCUACAAUAUUCUGGUCCUACCCUCAUUGACUGUCCACACUGCUAGAAUAUAAAGCAUUCCUGUGUUCCUUUCUUUCCCCGUCCAGUACAUGUUGACUUUGUGUUUUUCCUUCUCUCCAAUGUAUCUUUUGUUUGGUAUAUGGAUUUCUGUUUCCAGUGGCAACAUUAGAAUGUUAGUUUGUUUCUCAAACAUCAGCUCUCUUCCUUUUCUAAACCUUCACUGAGUUUUAUCUUAAAUGAUGGCUGAGCACAACCAUCACUCACGCGGUCAAUGCGGUUUUGUAAGUUGCCUGAACUUAAAGUGGAGAUCACCUACCUCACUGUAAUAAACACAGAAAAUACAACAAAGCUGUAUCUAUAUGCCAUUCUAAUUAAUUAACCUCUAGUCAGGAUAAAAUAAACUACUGAAAGGAAUUAAACAGAGAGAGAUAAAUCAAAGUAAAGUAUAAGGAAUGCACUGUAGGUGGGCAAAACGUUUUUUUAAUAUUUUCAAAGUAUACUGCAGUUCUUUGUGUGUUAAUAUGAAUUUUAGUUAAAGAUUACUCCAACCACCAUGACCACUUCUGCAUUUAGAAGUGUUCAUGGUGGUCUGUAUGUGCAGCAUUUCCUCUUGAGACACUGCACAUAUGGAGAAAUAUUUUGUGCCGGAGCUAAUUGUACCCCUGGCACAUGUGACUCUGCUGGUGACAGCCAUUAUCAGCUUCUAUCCUUGCAGGCAGUGUCUGCAGAGGGAAGCUUGAAUGUCCCUUUCCUUUGUCUCUCCCUUCUUUAUUUUAGCCCUCACUGCCGUUCCCUCCUCCCUGCAAUAUUCAAAGCAUGCUUUUUGUUUUUGUUUUGUUUUUGAAUAUUCCCUCCCUCCAUUGUCCACCUCCCAAAUCCUUCAGUCCCUAAAAUGGUCAAAUUAAAUGCAUCUCUAUGAGAAGCAUUUGAUUGGACCUUAUGAGAGAGGCUGUGAUGUCGACGGGGGAGUGCAAAACAAAAGCAGAGGAUUUUCAGUGCUGGAUUCUAGGUAAGUUUGUAAUGUAUUAUUUAUAACUUGUUUAAUAGAGUGUUAUGGGGUGGAGGGCUAACUACUAACUAGUAAGAACAUAAUUCACAUGUAUUAAGAAUAGAUCUGGAAGGAACAAUCUUAAAGGACACCGUAUAUGCAAGAAUAACUUUAAGAGCACAAUGCACAAAAGCACAUAAAUAAAAAUAAGGCAGAAGGGGGCGCUUGGCACACGUGACUGAGGGCCUGAUAGCUGGAUGGGGUGCGAAAGCUUGCCCUCUAUGCCGCCAGGUGCGCUACCCCUUCACUCGGUUUGCCUGGGCUAGAGAGCUUAUCACCUCUGGUCUGAAGCUCUGACAGGUGCAGAGCUGCAGACCAUGGGGUAGAGAUCUUACGAGCUCGGUCAAUCAGAACGUUGCUGUGUGUUACCAUGGCAACACUUCAAGUGCUGGAGCUUGUGAGAUCUCAACCACACUGCCUACAACUCCGCGGAGCUGCAGACCAAAUAGCAAUUCCACAGGACUACCAGGGAGAAAGACACUGGACCACCUGGGAAUCGAUUAGUAGAUUUAAAAAAAGUAUUUCAGUAUGGGGAGGCUGGUCACUAACAUACAACCACCUUGCACACUGCCACCCCCCAACACACUGUCACUGUCACCCUCCAACACACUGUCACCUGCACACAUAUUGUCAAAGCAAAAACAGCUGGGGCUUAUAGAUGGAGAGGUAGAGCUGUUGCCAUAAAAACAUGCAUAUCUGGACUGGACAUUUGUAAAGGGGAGGAGUUCAUAAGAUGACCACGCCCACUAGGGGAUACACAAAAAACAACAACAUUUGCACCCAUGCGCCCAUGACCCAAGGAUCAGCCCUAGUAGUUAAUACCCCUGUAUGACCCUACGCUUAUGGAUCACUUGCAAGAUGGAGAGGCACAUUGGCAUAAACCCAUACACACUGCUUUACAUUCCCCGUAAAUACCGCUGAGCAGUACUUUAUAUAUACAAUCAUAAAAGUAACAGGCAUCAUUCAAAGACCUGUACAGCCCUUUAUUAGUUGAAAAUGAUAUUUCUGCACAAUAUCUCUAGAGUUAAUCAAUUAAAAACUAGGUGCUAGACCACCUGUAAUAUCCCCACGUUGUGAGUAGGUGCUUCUAUUAGAAUUUAAAAACCUACUAUUGAUAAAUGAUACGAUUGACAUGUAUAAGUACAUAUAUAGAUAUAUUGUUAAAAUUCUGUAAUACACACCUAUAUAAAAGGGAACAGUUCAAAUAAAUUACUGUUGCUUUUAAAAGUUUCCUAAAGUGAAAGUCCAGAUAUUGUUUGAUGAUAAACUGGUAAAAAAUAAAUACUAAGCAUUAGGCCAGGGGUAGGCAAUGUUCGGCACUGCAGAUAUUUUGGACUACAUCUCAGCUGAAGAUUUGCCAGCAUUAUGGCUGUGAGAGCAUUAUGGGAGAUGUAGUCUGCAACAUCUUGAGUGCCGAGGGCUGCCUACCUUUGCACAAACACCUCACAUCUAAAUGUAGAUCAAACAUUAGUCACUGGGAACUGGUCGAAAUUGGUACCUUCCUGGUGCUAGCUUAUUGUUACCAUUAAACAAAAACAGGAAGAGAGAUAACUUGAGUGAGUCAUACCAUCAAUGACUCAUACUUACAGAUAUAUUUUAUAGGAGCAUGGACUGGCCAAAUAUUGCACAAGAAGAGAUGACACAUGUUCUUACAUAAUACAAUCAAUUUCUAAAUAGAUCAUGAUUGCGUUUCAAAAAUUCUCUUUAGCAGGUAAAAUAAAUAAAUUUUGAGCUGUCAUUCAAAAAAUAAAAAAUAUGUAUAAUAUUUAUAAUGCUUUUAAUGGGCAAGAGUGAAGGAAAAUAAAGCAUAAACACCAGAAUAUGACUUAUUAGAGACGAUUACAUGAUUACAGUCAAAAGAAAAAAGGUUGAAUUUAUAUGUAAACAAUGACAACAAAGACUACGACAUGUCAUUUGUGACGUGAGAUCCAGGUUAACGCUAGCUCUGAACAUUAGGACGUAGCUAGUCCAAUCAGCUAAUCAUAUAGUUGUGGUUUCCAAGUGAGAUGGCAUAUUUGUUGGCCAAUCAGGACAUAGAAUGUUCAUGAGAAGAUGUGAAAUUAAAUUAUUUAUGUUUGGGUUUCAGGACAGAGUAUUGUCUGUGACCUACAAUACAGCCUUGUGCUUUUCAAGGUUGGGGUCGCAAUUAAGGUGACAAUUUAAAGACUUUCAUUCCCUGCACACAAUUAUAAUUUUUAUUGUAUUGUGCCACCAAAUAAAUACAAUUAAACAAAUAAAGUAACUGAAUAUUUUAUAUGUUAAUUUACCUGAAUUUGUGUUGCUUUAACUAUUCCUGACACUAAAUACUUACUUGAUUAAAUACUCUCUCUCAUCCCUUGAGAUCCAUCUGAUUGAAGUCACAAAUUCUAAUAGGUGAGUCUUACACAUUCACAGAAUGUCAUACGGGGGGGGGAGUGCAUCGACAACAUACGUCACAAUGUUCAUUAAUUGUAAAUAUUCCCACUGAAACCUAGAGCAAUUUUCUAUUCACCUUCAUUAAUUAAGGCGUUGAUUAGUCAUUUUCUUUUUACAUAAAGUAUAGGCAGAAAAUGUACAUCACCCAAAAUCAUUAUUAAAUAAAAACACAAAAACCUGAAAAUAUAUGUAAAUGGUGUGGUUUUAAUAAAAAUGACACAUAUGAGAAACAUGUCUUAGUAAUUAAAACAAAAAUGGGAUUUUGCGAUCUACUAUGGUUUACCUUAGGAUAUUGCUGCUACUGAAUCUUUUAUCUUAGCAAAGAUUGCGAAACGUGCUAAAUCUGUGGGUUAAAAGCACAUUCUGUAAAUAUAUAUAGCACCAAGCACUAUUCUUUAAUGGGUAUUUCUCAUAUUGAUUUUCUUCACUUAAUUUAGAGCAGCUUCCUACGCAUAGGCAAUAUAUGCAAGUGAGCUCUCACACAUUAUCAUAUGAUCUCAGAGCAUGACUCACCUACUCGUCUGAAUACUUCAUUUUAUCAAUGACAUAGGGGAGAUGCUGGCUAAGAGCUAAUACAGUUAGAAUACAUAAUGAAUAUAUAUACAAGAUGCGGCCUUCCAUUGUUUAGGGAGAAGCUGCAUGUCACCCUGUAGUAAUGGGGAACGUAAGCUUAAAGUUAAAAUAGAAUAGAGAAGGAACAAAACGUUUAUUAUUUUGUCUCUUUCAAGCAUUUAAUAUGUUUAGUAUUAUUUAAAUGAUAAUUGAAAUGUUCUCUAAGGCUGGCUGAAAAGUAGCUCUCAUGGGAACUCUGGCAAAUUAUUUACCCCUAUGGGAGUAGUGUAUCACAUUUUUGGGCAAAUGCCUUUCUCCCCAAAAAUGCCAAAAUAAAAAGAAAUGGAUUUACAUUGUGUUAUUGUUCUAUCUACAGUACAUGUGGGAAAAGAAAAUAAAGAAAUAAAGGUAUAGAAUGACCAGAAUAGAAUGGAAGCAGGGCUUAGUUUUUGGAUAACAAAUUGUAAAGGGAAUCAGGGGGUUAGGACAGGUGGCAAGGCAAAGCCUAACUUCAAAUAAAACCUGAUUUACAUUAUUUAAUAAUAUGUGAAAGCAGGGGAUUGGUUACAACCUUAAAAUGUUCUGCUUCCAAGUGCUAUAAGUUUGAAUGACAAAAUAAGGGAGAUGGCGUUAUUGGCGCAUGAUGUUUAGCAUGAUAUCAAACGUGUUGGGGUUAUAGUCAUUACUCGUAUAAAUCAAAAUAUGCUGGGUCAAGGAAUCACCGUGCAAAUUUGCUGCUGGCUGUUCCCCACCUGUAAUUUAUUCAUUUUACUUGUUAGCGUGUUUCUUACUCAGGAUAUGUGUUCUCCCGACCCCUUACAAAAAUAGUUUUGAAUAGUCUCCUGCUGCAACUGAGAUCUCAUAGAGAAACUUUGAAUCCCCUGCUACUCUAUGAGAAGCACUGAGACACCAAAUGUGAAGACUUUCUAUUAUUCAAAGUCUGCAAAAAUAAGUACCUUUAGUGGCUAUCUGAAUGACUGAUUGCCUGAUUGACAAUCACUAGAGAUAUCAUUACUGACAAAUGUAAACAUUGCCUUUUCUAACAAAUGACAGGGCUUUCGAUUGUCAGACUGCAGGGAAAGGAUCGAUGCAUUAAGAUCACUACAUACAAGAUGUAGUGGUUUUGGUGGUUAGAGUGUCCCAUUAAGGAUGCAUUUAAUCCCACAACUACAAAACACUCAGAAAGGGAAAUGGUACAUAUCUACCAAUCAGUGGUACCAGUCUUCAUUUUAUUUGCUUGUCCUAGCCCAAAACAUAAUGGGGCAGAACAGUGAAUCAAAUCUGAGGCUCCACGUAGUGCUUGGGAACAUCAUUUGCAUACAAUUAUUUUUUAGCUAUUAAAACAUGUUUAAACGUCCCGAGUCCUUUAUUGUCACUGUUAACAGAAAAACAGGUCACCUGUGUCUGCUCUUGAAUUUUUCACUGUAUGUUCGCCUUCGAGUGACCUUUCUGAACACAUACCAGUGAGAGAGAUACCACAUAUGUCUGGCUUCCACUCAGUGUGUGGAGAUUCUUUAUAAAUUAAUUUGGGUAUUUCAUGUUUUCAUUUGCUUUAUUAAGUAUAGUACAUUAGCAAGCUAUCUGAUUGUCCUCGCUAUGCAGGUGUUUUAUGGCGGUGUCUGUGUUCUGUGUUUCAGAGUAUACAUUCUCCUAGGUCUGUUCUACUGCUUCACGUUAAUUUGAGCACAACUGCUGGGUUGCGACGGAUGGGUCUUUUUAUUAGGAAACGGAAGAACUUUCAAUGUGAAUAUUAAUUCUAGAUGCCUAGAGGUUUCACAAGGAGGUAUUGCACAGACAGAGUGAAAAGCUUGACAUUGUUCACUAAGUUUCAGGAACACAUUAUGGAAGGAAUGACCCCCAAGCACCUAAUCUAAAUAAUGCACCAUCCCGUGUAGCAGGCUGAUAAAGUACAGGAUAUAUAGGAUGUGGAUCAUGCUGUGAGGAGAAGGAGAAGCUCUGGUGACCUUUACAGAUAAAUCAUUCAUGCAGUAUGUCUAUCUAUUUUUUUAAUGGCCCAUUUUAUAAUUUUAGGCCACAUUUUGUUUCAUAUUUGUCAUAAUUCAUUUCCACAGUUUUGUAUUCACCUUCAUUACUUUAUCUAUGUGUUCUUAUUGCCUUUAUAUAGAAGUGCAUAUAUAUAUUUGUCUGUCUGUCCAUCUAUCUAUUAUCCAGUCUGUCUGUCUAUCUAUUGAUCUAUCUUUCUAUCUAUUGAUCUAUAUUUCUAGCUAUUGAUCAAUUUUUCUAGUUAUCAGUCUCUCUAACUAUCUAAUAGUGUAGUUGAUGGAAGAAGAUGCCCAUUUAGAAAUAUUGUUCACUAUAUUUACUGAAUAGUUUAAUCUUGGCAGAAUGAUACAGAAAUCAGAUGACACAGUAGAUUAUCCAAUUAUCAACCAUUUACCACAAUAAACCGUGACAGAAGGAAUUUCUGCAAUUUCCUCUGGUUAAAGGACCACUCUAGGCACCCAGACCACUUCAGCUUAAUGAAGUGGUCUGGGUGCCUGGUCCUUCUAGGGUUAACCCAUUUUUUCAUAAUUAUAGCAGUUUCAGAGAAACUGCUAUAAUUAUGAAUGGGUUAAGCCUUCCCCCUAUUCCUCUAGUGGCUGUCUCAUUGACAGCCACUAGAGGCGCUUGCGUGCUUCUCACUGUGAUUUUCACAGUGAGAGCACGCCAGCGUCCAUAGGAAAGCAUUGUAAAUGCUUUCCUAUGUGACCGGCUGAAUGCGCUGGGCGGGAGGGGGACCCUGAGGAUGGGGGCACCCUCAGGGCACUAUAGUGCCAGGAAAACGAGUAUGUUUUCCUGGCACUAUAGUGGUCCUUUAAACUCCCAAUGAGGAAGCAACUUAUUGAUAUGGAUCGGCCCUUCCUUUCUUGGGUGCCCUGAUCAAUCUCCUCUCACCUGAUGGGCAACAGAUGAGUGGUUCAUAUCACAGUGGAUAAUGGGAAUUAAUGACAAAGAGGUCAGCUCAAUCCCAUGCUAAGCUCUGCAUUGAUGCUUAGAUACUUCUGGCUCUCCAGUGUUGGAAGUGGAGGAGGGGUGCAGCACUUAAAAAUGUUUUGACUCCUUACAAUGGGGGGUAGGUGGUUUGAAGGGGUGCCAAGUCACUUGUGGUACCAUAACCCCUACAACAAGUUACAGAUCUAUCUGUGCUAAAGAAAGUUCCACCAGUAUCAAGAGUGCAUAAUGAGAUCCAGGAAACCUACAUUGCUGUGGUACAUUAAGAUUAACGUAGAGAAACUCUGCUAUAAAAGUGAUGUAAGACAGAAUGCUGUCAUUGUGUACAUUGUGUAAUGCUUGCUGAUCCUAUCAUUUUUAUUUUUCAGUAUAUGGGCUGUAUAGAAGUUCUGCAGUCAAUGAGAUCCUUAGAUUUUGGCACAAGAACCCAAGUUACAAGGUAAUUUAUACUACGCAAUGGGACUAGUUAUUCAAGUGAUGGAGCAUUGGUUGGAGGGAGUCUGACAGUGUCUUACACAACAACAUAUACAUUCGCUGGAAUGUAAUUUAAUGUUCCGAACUCCCUGGAGCAAUACGGUAAACAAUGUUCCUACUUUAUUUUAUAAUGCUAAAGAUCACAAUGCCCUAUAUUUCACUCGCAUUUACCAUGUAGAUGAUGAUGUUUGUUAUUCAUUUGGGUAUUAAAAGCGAACCUGUUAUAUGUGAGAUUUUUUAACUGUGUUUCCAAAAAAAAAAAAAACCAAGGUGAACAAGAUUUUAACUUUUAUUCUUUUAUUAUGUUUUCUUUCACAUUGUAUGAAUGGAAGCCCUGGCACAGCCAGGGCAUAGCAUGUAAAUAAAUGUACUUCUCAUUGUGCUGUACGUAUAAGCAUAUGCAUGCAUAGGGCACUAUGGAAGAGAGCGUGUUCACAGUUCAGUGAACAAUGCUAUUAAGAACAUGUUCUAUUUAUCUUGUUUGCUCUAAAAUAAUGUGAGGUGGACAGUCAUUGGACAGUCAGCAACAUUUACCUAGUUUCUCAAUAUUAUUUUAUUAAAAGUAAGCCCUUACAAAACAACGCAAAUGAAUGCAUUCAAAUAUUAAAUAAUGGAAAUCAUACAAUCGCUCCCUUUUAUGCUCUAUUAAAAUACAAAGUACAGUUUAUCAAAGUGGUACAAUCCCGUCUGUAAAGGAAACCAAUUUUUACGCACUGCUGGUCCCACAGAUGGUUAUACAGAAAGGAUGUGUGUGGUGUUAUAGUUACAUUCACAGAGCGAUAUAUUUCAUUUAUAUAUGUAUAUACCUGUAUACUGUAGCUCUCUCUAUUUCUCUUUCUCUGUCUUUCUAUGUAUAGAAAGAGAUAGAGUUAACUAUGUAUUGCAGGAAAAUUAUUUCUGGAGUUAUCAUAAUAGUGUAAAAUACAUUUAUGACUAGCUUCUGAACCCUCAAAUUACUAUAUAUUUUGUUUAUUCUACUUGCUUUUUUUCACAUCUUGGAACAUGGUGUGGCCCACCUGAUAUUGGUGAUAUUUACACUCCCAGGCAGUAGGUGCAAUCAUUAAUUCAGUCUAUACCCCAACAAUGAUCCGGCAUGGAGAAGAGCCUGGAGCGACAGAAUUGCACUGUUUCUGUCUCUUUAGCUCAGCUUCUAACAUAUUAAUGGGAUUGGGCUAAAUGUUAAUGGUGGGAGCUACAAAUAGUAACUAUCAUCUGGAAAUGUAAUUCCCACUAAUGCUUAGGGGGUCCCAAACUGUAUGCAAUUAGUAAAACCAUGCGUUAUGGAGAGUAACAUAAAGAUUAUGUUAACCACCAUGGGAUUUGAACAUAUAACUUGCUCUCUAAAACAUUGUAUAUAUACACAUUACAAGCUAAUGCAUUUCAAUACAAAGAGAUUAAACGGAAAAUUCAAAUACUUUUAAUUUAUUCACUAAACUGAUAAAUGUGGCGAACUGAGACUCUCAAUGCAAACUGUAGGUGUUCUCAGCUACCGACAUGUUACUUUCUGUUAUGCAGAAAUCCCCCUGUCCUGAUAUGUCUAAAACAAAGCGUAUAUUUGAAGAAAUUUCCCCAAUGAUCACAGUAUAUUUUUUGUUCUUUAUCUGGUUGAUUGCCUUCUUUUGUUUUUCUUGUACAUUUCUGCUAUAUAUUUUUUCCCUUUUUAAAAAAAAAAAAAAAAAAAUGUGUUAUUUGUUGCUCUGUCUUAUAUUUGAUGGUAAAAUUUAUUCCUUCUUUCAUUUUUCUUUUUCUUUUUUUUUAUUCUUUAUUUUUGCUGUGCAUAUUGUUACAGACACGCUUGUCAUGCCCCAAGAGCAGGUAACAAGCAGUAGAGCUUACAAAGCAUAUACACACAUAUAGGACAUUUGAUAGAACUUGCACAUUUUUUAAAAAGGUGAAUAAUCAGAAGUUAACUAUUGCAUGAGUAAGCUCAGAGCUUAGUUGGUUAGACUGUGCUAUGUCAUGCUGCAGUAAUUGUGUAAGUAAAAAGGUUAACAGUGGGUUAACUGUGGGUUAUACCAGUUUAGUUGCUUAUAACUAAGCAGACUGACCCUUUCCGUGGAACUAUGCAGUAAGGCUGUGCUGGAUUUUGUAGAGGGCUCUAGUAAAAAGCUUAAGGACUAUAUAGAGCACUACGAACAUAUAGGCGGUGUAGUCGUGAUAUGUACAUAAGUCGUGCUGUGGGUAUUUAUGUAGAGGCAUAGUCGUGGCUCUGUCGGCAGGAGGUAAACAGUAAUACUAGAAGUUAGGUUAUGAUUGUCGCUAGGCACAAAUCAAAAACUAAAAGAGCAAGCAUGACGAAGGGUCUCGGUCGCUUGUGGGAAGUGUGUCUCCCUGUCCUAUCUAGCCCUCGCUGUAGUCAUCAACCAGGGAGAAUACUCCCCGUGCCUAAGUCAUCCAUAGGCAUGGGGCGGGGGAGGUGUGGGGGAACAUGUCGGAAGCCUGGAUGGUUGACUAUUUGUCAUGUCCCAGCAAGAAUGAGUGAAACUAUAAAGUCCCAGAGGUCAGGUACAUUCUCGGUAGGAGGAGGUUCCAGCUGCUUUCAAGUGGUGGCUUGGGCAUAGGGUUCCGAAGAAGGUGGUCUGGGCACAAACUCCGCAGCUGUCAGUGGGUUCCAUUGGUGCAGGGUUUCAGGUGCCUUGGGCCUUCUUUAAUUUUUCUAAAUGCCGACCAACUUCAUAAUAAUGUGGAAAUCAGCAUAUGUCACCAUUUAUUAGAUAUUGACAUUUUCUGUGCAUUUCAUUACUUCCUACGCAAAAUCAUUAUAUUCCUGUAUACUGACAUCUACCGGUACAGCAUUUUUAUUGCUACACAGAAUUUUAUUCUAGAACUGAAAAUGAUUUUGUGAUAGUGUAAUGCUCUAAUAAUUAUGUUAUUUGUGAUUCGUACUACCCUUACCUUUUGUGUCACUAUACUCCACUCCCUCUAGCAUGUAAGCUCGGUGAGCAGGGACCUCAAUCCCUGUGUUCCUGUGCAUCCUUCUUGUCUGUCAGUGUAAUGAGUGCGUUUAAAAAUAAUUCUACAUUGUGACUUUUUUGCUUUUAUCGUUGGCUAUGAUUAAACCCUGGCAGUCUGUGAUUAAACACCAAUAAGGGAGAGAAAUGUGCAAAACUGUUUGUUUGCACUUGUCAUUGUCUAAAUAAAGUUUAUUUUAAGGAAAAUCCAUUUUAGCUAAAAGCUCAUUUCUUUGAACUGGUUACCCAGCUUACUGCAUCUCACUGCUUCAUAAAUGAAUAAGACUCUAAUGCCAUUUGAUCCAAUCUUCCUGUAACAUAGAGUGAAUACUCUCUAAUUUUAUUGUAAUUUUGAACUUGCACGGAACAACCAAGGAUAAUCAAAGAAAUUAAGCAAUUUCCAUACACGUACGUCUUGUCUUAUGCUCAAUUCAAGAUAGAAACAAUAAUUUCAUUUUACUAAAUCUGCAUUUUGCUCAAUACGAGAUAAUUGCUCAAUAACUAUCUUUGUUCAUAUGGGUUUCCGUUUUCUUCGAACAAAAAAAAGCUUUGAGCUCUGGAUUGCCACUGAGCUUUUUGCCCUUAAAAACAAUUUUUUCGAGAACAUUCUAAACUUCUUAUAUCAUUUUUCCCCCUCCUUUAAAACCUAACUUGAACAAAGGGGCUCCCUGUUAAUAAGCUUACUGAGUAAAAGGAAAAAAGAGGAGCUAGAAAGUUAAACUGUGUACAACAAAAUCUUUGUGCGGUACAAAAAAAAAGUAUAGAUUUUCACUCCAUCUGUCUCUUUGAGAACAAUUACCCUGUUAGUCACUUUUACAUUGCUUGGUCACCAUUGACAUAUAAUUUUGGGGUUGGUGAAUUCAAUUUUAAAUGGAAUUACCAUUCGCCUUGACCUCAAUUAACUCAUUUUUUUUGUUUUCAUCUUGUGGUUUGGGAAUAAAAAUAUAGACGAUUUUACCAAACAUUCUUCGUUUAGGAAACUCAACUAAAUGUAGCACUGUAUACGUAGUCAGGACAGGAAUAAAGCAGUAAGUUACUGGUAAAAUGUUUCAAAUUGGUGUAAAAUGUCUGAUGGCCUGGUCAUGUGGCAACAUAUUAUUCUUUUCUUGAUGGUAUGCACUUGUAGAAUCAUUAUCAUAUUUCAUUAAUGUAAUGUGCAUGGAUGUAUUCAACCAAGAGAGGACACCGCACUCAUAUACUAGGUCCUGGUGCUUCCAAACCUGGGGCUGGCUAAUCUUAUUCCAAGGGUGCAAGAAAAAUAUGGUCCAUGCACUCAUAGAAACAAAGAAUGUGACGGCAGAUAAGAACCAUUCGGCCCAUCUAGUCUGCCCAAUUUUCUAAAUACUUUCAUUACUCCCUAGUCUUAUCUUAUAGUUAGGAUAGCCUUAUGCCUAUCCUACGCAUGCUUAAACUCCUUUACUGUGUUAACCUCUACCACUUCAGCUGGAAGGCUAUUCCAUGCAUCCACUACCCUCUCAGUAAAGUAAUACUUCCAGAUAUUAUUUUUAAACCUUCGACCCACUAAGUUAAGACUAUGUCCUCUUGUUGUGGUAGUUUUUCUUCUUUUAAAUAUAGUCUCCUCCUUUACUGAGUUGAUUCCCUUUAUGUAUUUAAAUGUUUCUAUCAUAUCCCCCUUGUCUCGUCUUUCCUCCAGGCUAUACAUGUUAAAGGACCACUCUAGGCACCCAGACCACUUCAGCUUAAUAAAGUGGUCUGGGUGCCAGGUCCAGCUAGGGUUAACCCAUUUUUUCAUAAACAUAGCAGUUUCAGAGAAACUGCUAUGUUUAUGAAUGGGUUAAGCCUUCCCCUAUUUCCUCUAGCAGCUGUCUCAUUGACAGCCGCUAGAGGCGCUUGCGUGCUUCUCACUGUGAUUCUCACUGUGAUUUUCACAGUGAGAGCACGCCAGCGUCCAUAGGAAAGCAUUAUGAAUGCUUUCCUAUGUGACCGGCUGAAUGCGCGUGCAGCUCUUGCCGCGCGUGCGCAUUCAGCCGACGGGGAGGAGAAGAGGAGGAGAAGAGGAGGAUCGGAGGAGGAGAGCUCUCCGCCCAGCGCUGGAAAAAGGUAAGAUUUAACCCCUUUCCCCUUUCCAGAGCCGGGCGGGAGGGGGACCCUGAGGGUGGGGGCACCCUCAGGGCACUAUAGUGUAAGGAAAACGAGUAUGUUUUCCUGGCACUAUAGUGGUCCUUUAAGAUCCUUUAACCUUUCCUUGUACGUUUUAUCCUGCAAUCCAUGAACCAGUUUAGUAGCCCCUCUCUGAACUCUCUAAAGUAUCAAUAUCCUUCUGAAGAUACAGUCUCUAGUACUGCGUACAAUACUCCAAGUGAGGUCUCACCAGUAUUCUGUACAAUGGCAUGAGCACUUCCCUCUUUCUACUGCUAAUACCUCUCCCUAUACAACCAAGCAUUAUGCUAGCAUUUCCUGCUGCUUAUCAUGUGCAGCAGUUUUAUUGGCAUUCUGUUUUCCGAUAAAACAGCUGCACAUGAUCCUGAGUGCCUGGACCAUAUUUUUCUUAAGCCAUGUGCAUGUAAGUGUAUUAGUACUCAUGUCAACAUGUACAAAUACAUAGGAAUAAACCGAGGCAAUGGAGUAACAGGUGAUAUUAUGGCAAAAUAUGCACAAAGAUUUGGUAUUAUAAAUUGUGUAAUUAAAUUGUAAGGGAAUGGAAUAGUUUAAACAGAUUUAGAAGACAUUUAUAAGGAGAAUGACUUGUCUUAAAGGCCUUUUACUUCUCUUUAACCCCUUAACGACCAAACUUCAGGAAUAAAAGGGAAUCAUGACAUGUCACACAUGUCAUGUGUCCUUAAGGGGUUAAAGGAACACGCUGAGCGCCACAACCCCUACAGCCAAAUAAAGAUCUCAGGUAGGUUGUCAAAACUUUUUAAAAUGGUUUGACAAUUUGCUCUGUGAAGACUACACAUUUCUGUCACCAUAACCACUACAUUGAGCUGUUAUGUUUACAGUUCUUAGCUUAAUGUAGUGGUUUUGGGGUACCGAUCGUGGCCCUGCAGUCAAUUGCUCAAUUUCCUGUCAUUUAGGAGUUAGUUGACUUUGUUUAAGCAGCUCUAGUGACUCACACAGUCUCCCUACACACAUCCUGAAACUUAGCCAAAUUGUUUAAAUUUCCCACAGUGUGUUUAAUUUAGAAUUUCUUAUUUCCUUAUCAGUUAAUUGCCUGCUAGAGCCUGCAGCUACCUCCUGUGUGUGAUGAAAAUUCAUUUACCAGAGCAGGAGAUAGGAAUUUCCAAAUUGAACACAUUGAGCUGUAAGAUCAGUUUGAAAAUGCUAUAUUUUUUAAUUGCAUUUGCAAUAAGUUUUAUUUGCUCAAGUAAGGUAGGCCCUCUAUUCUUCUGGUAUAUCAGAGCACUGCCGUGGGUUACUAUGGCAAUGCUCUCGAACAUUUUUCGACACCGGCCAGAAGGACCUGUCUCCUCCUACCGUGGAAAAGAAUGCAGCAUUUCCCACCCUAGCACCAGGGAUCAGAACUCCCUCCCUGGCCAAAGGUAAUCAUCAGGGAGGGGGAAAUACACUUUAGUUUCUCUUUAAUAAAAAAAAUAUUUUUUGGAACAGCCCAUAUCCCCACUACAGCCACUACACCGCCCACUUCAGCCCUGGUCCCCCACUGUGCCUCCACCUCAGCCCUGCCCACCAUCUAUAGCCUUUGUUCCCCACUACAGAUCCUGUCCUCCCCACUACAGCCCAUGUCUGUCCAUAAGGGGUUCUGGCUAGGCAAAGUCUUGUCAGGGCGUCCGUCCUUCUUUGGACCUGUGGCUCUACCUUGUGUGCUCAGAUGCUGGGAGUCUGGGUCAGUGCAUCCCUCAGAUGUUGUUGCCGGUACAUGUGGACUGCAGAUCUCUGCUGACCCUGCGGCUGGAGUACAGCUCUCCGACUAGGUUGGCGAGUGGUCUCCCACAACCACUGGAGUUGAAGUGUGGCUCUUUGCCUUGUUAGCUUGUGAGGUGCAACCCUCUUCCCUCUGGGCAGGGGGGAAGGGGUCAAGACCCUGUUGUUCUGCUACUUGGGUUUGUGCAGUAUAGGAGGAGCAGGAUGCUGGAAAAACCCGCGUCCCCCAGGUAGUUUGCCAGAGAGUAGGUUUUGUCCUCGUGUUUGAUCUUUAGGCUGCAGUGAGGUUGUCGCCAUGCGUCUUUCUAGUCGGGCCCAGAGGUCUUGGAAUAUUGCUUCCAGUCUCUGUGAGGGGCUCUCCAUGCUACUGCUUCCCCCAGGGUAUGUUGGUUUCAGGCUCUGCUCCUUUGUCGAAGGCCUUCCCGCCUUUUUAGCAGGUAUGGGGGUGUGCUCUUUAGGUGCCGGAGCUUCCCACAAUGGCGUCAGGGCUGAGCAGUUUGACUUGGCAGGGACCGGGAUAACCCCCACCGGUCCGGGGGGGUCGGAGCGAAGGUGGCCCGCACGGCAAGCUUGGGAGCAGGGAAGUCAGCCGUCUUUCCCCAGCCCCAUCGCCCGUAGGCCUCUGCAUGCUUCUCCCGUCUCUCUGGCGCUAGAGGGUUCCGAGAAGGGUACCGUUGUGUUCCCCAUUGCACCCCCAGUUUAGGCUGCGUGGAGUUUCCCCGAUUUGGGUGCUGUGGUGGGUUUUUGUCCCCCAUAAUCAGCGAGACAAGCGGGAGCUCGCCCGAUACACGUCUGUUCAGCAUGAGGCUUAGGCUCCGCUCCGCUUAGGCUCCACCUCCUUGGAAUUUAUAUUUUCUGUCAUAUGGUUAGGGAUUUAAAAUAUAGUAAAAUUCGCACCCAAACAAGAGAACCCAACCCUAGGUCCAUGACAGGAUCCAUCACAGAGCUGUUAUACCCAGGGUCUGGAGGAACUUUGCUGGGUCCCCUGCUAACUGGUGCACCAACGUCUUCCCUCCUUUAAAAGCCAAAGCCUAAAUGUCCCCAGGUGUAAUGUAUAUUGUACUGCCUGAGGGCUUCAACUGUUGAGCUGUAGUGGAACCAGAUGACUAUGUCCCUGGGCAUGUUGCCGUAUCGUUGGCGUAUCAGGCUCUCAAUUCCUUAUGAACUCUGUCCACUAUCCAGCUAUGCUCUUCAUUUCUGGCAUUAGGGUCUGAAAAUAUCCAGCACAGUUGUUGGAGAGAGCCCUCUCCCACUGAUUCUGGCAGCCCCCUGUUCCGCACAUUAUGUCAGCGAGACCUGUUGGAUAUAUUUUCCAGCAUACUCCCCACCACAUGAAGCCAACUGUGUAGAUCAUUGGUGAAGUUCACCACAGUGUUAUGUGCUCAGUUUCUGAGACUACUGUCUCAAUCCGUUUUUCUGACUCUGUAGUAUGGGCCCCCAGGGCUUGGAAUUCUGCCUUCACCUCCUCUGCACUCUCUUCUAUUUCAGCUGCAGGUAUGCUCUGUUAGACUGCAUUGGCUGCAGUAUUCUUGCAAGGUAAGGAGGUGUCGGACCAUCAUACUCCUCUUUUGAGCCACCCGGACUCCCCCAGCUGCCAUCUUGGAACAUAUUAUUCCCCUUAGGGUACGCAGUAAAAAGUGGUGCCAACGUGUGAUCCUACUUCUAGUGCCUUUUCUGUGAUGACUUCAUAGUGUGCGGAGUGCAAUUAUACUAGGUAGUGGUCAAAAUAUUGCCCUUUGGGUGUCUGUACUAAGCAAGUUUUCGUGCACCAUGACCUGACCCCAGGACUCAGCCGUCAAUACAGCACAUUGUCCAAGUCACACCCCAUGGAUAUGAGUUUUGAACCUGGACUUACUGUAAAGAGUGAUAUAAUUAGCAAGAAUACACUUAAAGGGUUACUGGAGGCACCCAGACCAGUUUAGCUUGUUGAAGUGAUCUGGGUGCACUGUCCCUUUUGCAUUUAGUGCUGCAAUGUUUACAUUGCAGCUCAAAUAUGCCCUCAGUUGUUGUCUACCAGACAGACACUAGAGGGCUUCCUGAAUUGAAACGGACCUUUGGUCCGGUAUCUGACGCUGGAUGCUUGAGGACCUCCAGAGUCAGAUUUUACCCCACAGGAAAGUAUUGAUUCAAUACUUUCCUAUGGGGAGGUGUAAUGCGCACACGGCAUUUGCCACACAUGUGCUGUAGAUCCCUCUCGCCGCAGGAUGGAGGAGGGGGCGGAGCAUGGAUCCAGCUCCAACGACAUUGGCGCUGGCUAAAGGUAAGUAAAUAAAGGGUUUUGAAUCCUUUGUUUAUCGGGAAGGGGGGGAGAGGGCACAAGAGAGGGGUGAGGCAGGGGGAGCAGUAGUGCCAGGAAUACAGCUUAAUAUUCCUGGCACUACAGAAUCCCUUUAAAUAACAAAAUAGACAUUACUACAUCACAAUAACAAUAAUUUGUAAUAAUAAUAAUAAUUUUGUUUUGUUAUAUUGCUAUAUUGAUUGCGUUUUUGUUGGAACAAAACCUUUUCCAUAGUGAAAUGUGCAGUUACAUAUUAGUGCUUCUCCUGACAAUUAUAUGUGCUGGUAUAUGUGAUCACAACCAGAAAAAAAAGCAUCUGCUAUAUUUUAAUACUGUAUCUGAUAUAUUAUGCAAUGCUGAUAUUAAAAGUUUAAAUCCCACACCUCCUUACCUUGAUUUUUAGUUUAUAAUUUUAUUGCAAAUUACAUAAUCUGUUCAUCUCAACUUUACCCAAAUUCUGUAAAUGCUAUGUUGCCUACACAAGCUAUAUAUCCUAGUUAUAUAAAACAUGUACAAAAACUGCAAGUUCAAGGUUUGAUGUAAAUGUAUUAAAUUCCAUAAUUCCUAAAUAUGUAGAAUACUAAUAACUUGGUAAAUAAUAACUGGGAACUGAACGAUAACAUGACUUUUUAUGUAUUUUACAGGGAAGCAAUAAGUCGGCUCUGUGAAGCUGUGCCGGGUGCUAAAGGAACCACAAAGAAGCGAAAGGUAAAUAUGAGAAACUAAACAGAAUAUCCUAGCAAUGGUAUUUUUUUAUUUUUUUUGCUGUGCAAAAAAAACAAAAAUCCGUGCAGAUAAAGACAUAGUAACAUACGUAGAGCUUGACAGGAAUGUCGCACUUUUUUUUUAUAUAUAUAUAUAACAUGCAGAAUAAACUAAAUAAACAACAUAUCCGAGAGCAUGAGGCUUACGAAAGCAAAAAUACUUGGUUACGUUCAAAUGGCAGGGUCAUUGAAUGAGAAAGUGCACAAUUAUAAUACAUGUUUGCAGGCUAUUUGAAUGAGUAUGACUUUUGCCCACCAAGGAGGCCCUGUCAUGGUCUAGUAGCAGUCUAAUGGCUAGUGGAAUACCAAGAGACAUAUAAAAUUAAACAGUCAGACAGAGCUGCCAUUAUGGCACCCAGGCUCUCGUGAAGCAUGACCUCAGCCCUCGCCGACAGGCAAAAGGGCCUCCAAGACGUGGACCUGGUGUGGAUUGUUUUAUUACUUAUAUAUGUAAGUGUACCACAGGUGGGUGUUUUAGACUCUGGAGAUUAUGACAUUUUUCUUACAAUAAAAGCAAUAAGCAGCCAGUGGCAUGUCAAAGUUUGGGAUGGUACUUGCUUAAUGUAGAAUAUUACAUCAAAACUACUAUAUACUUAAAGCUGGACUAACGAUAAAAAACAGGAAAUAAUUCCACACGAGCUUUAUUCUAGUGCUCUUGGUAGUUUUUUGCUUAUAAGGGCUCAAAGCAAUAUCUGUUCGUAUUUUUUUUUUUUAUAAAAUAUGUAUUUGCGUGAUGGCUUAGAAUUGCUUACUUUGUUUUUGUAUUUUGCUUGCAAUGUCCUCAGAAUUCUAUUAAUCAAACACAAAGGUAAAGAUACACACUGCCAGACACACACAAAUAUUGAAAUGUAAACGUAGCCAGUGUCUGUUGGGAGUGGUAUCCGACAGUGGUGCCUGCUGUCCCCGUUGCUGUUUACUUUGACACUGAAGCCUUUGUUAGAGGCGAUUAGGCUGCAUAGCAGUAUCAGAGAGUGCAAAUUGGGUGGGAUGGAACACAAAGUCACUGGCUACCUGGAUGAUAUUUUCUGUUUUGUUAGUCGGCCUCAGAUAAUACUCCACAGUUCUAUGCCACUGCUCUCAGAAUACAGAGCUCUAGUUAAUCUUGAAUCUAGAUAAGUGCGAGAUAUUGAAUGUGAAUGCUUCCUUUGCAGUAGCGGCUAGAUUAAGAAACCACUUCUCUUCACUUUAUGAAUCCAUAAAGACCCAGACCAACUUUAUCCCCAGAAACUUCCUUCCGCUCUUUAGAUCUCUUCAGUCGUAUCUGAAAUCAAGCAAGCUUCAUGUAUCCUGGUUUGGCUGACUUAGCACGGUCAGAAUGAAUAUGCUUUCACUGGGUUUUAUAACUCAUGCAGACAAUCACCAUAAGACUUCUGAUGACUUUUUACAACUCCUUAGAUUCCAUGCUGUGGACGUUCAUAUAGACUGGAAGGGAACUUAGACUAAAAUUGGAAGUCAGAUUCCCCUCUUUUAGAUCUUAUGCUAGCUAUACAUCUGCUGUGUGUUCUUGACUGACAGGCCCAGGAUUGUACUACACACUGAGUAGACUUGGAGUGGGUGUAUGCAGGCUGUAUUCUGUUGGCUGAACAAUUCACUUAGCAUCAAAUAAAACAUCAUAAUAACUCGCUGGUAGAGAAGUCUCUCCUACAUAGGGAUUUGACACAAUUCAAAACUAUUGUCACACGUGUAACCCUCUUAUGAAUGGGUAUUUUUAUUCUCUACCAGCUUCUGAAACCCCAACAAAGCCAUCUCCUCCUAAAUUCAAGAAACGCUGGGAAGUUGAUUUGAUGACGGUCUUCUCAGAAGGGCAGUGGUUCAUGAUUUGCUCUCUUGUUCAUUGUUUCUCUAUAAGCAUAAACCUUUGUCUUAGUGGCACUGUAUGCCUUACCUCCUAAACAGGAUGUUCCCAAGUGUCCCCAACAAAUGCUGGCAAUGUAGGGUAAUAACUGCUUGAUCCAAGGAUAAAUCUGACUGCCAUUCUGGGGUCAAGAAGGAAUUUAUUUUCUAACUUGUUGCAAAAUUGUGCUUCAAACUGGGUUUUUUGCCUUCUUUUGGAUCAACAGCAAAAAACAAAUGUGAGGAAGGCUGAACUUGAUGGACGCAAGUCUCUUUUCAGCUAUGUAACUAUGUAACUAUAUGGUGGCACCCUUCUCCAUGUUUGGUGGAAUUGCCAUUUUGGUCCCAGAUAUAUGAGACAAAGCUCACCAUUGUUGGGUAAGAGUAUCCUGUUCACCCCGGUACCUAUCUCUAACUUUAAAAGGCUUCUAACACAGUACUUUCUGAAUGUGACUAGAGAGUUCAUCUCUACUCUCUUGAAAAAAACUUUCACCUCUAGCUUAGACCAAUAGAUAGCUAAGAUGGAAGAGAAGAGGGAAAUGAAGGUGGCAUGAAGAAGAGAUUUCAAAAGAUAUGGCUCCCUUGGCAGGGUUUUGUAGCUCAUCUAGAGGGAGGGUAGAACUCCUGUUUGUCCCAUGUAGGUUGGAGCGGUCUUGCUCUCAGUCCUUGCAUUGGCACAUUAGAGUAAGGUGGGGUCUAGGUUAUAUUUCUACUUCUCUUCUGACAUGUUUUAUUAUUUCUUUCUGUUUCUACUUUCUUUUUCUCUCCCCACUCUUCUUUUGUCUCUCUCUAGCCUCUUUAGCAGAGCUUGAAUUCUGCUGGAAAAUUAUUGUUACGUUGACACCUUGGAUUGGGCUUCCUUAAACUGGUAUAGCAGGGGCCUUUAUAAUAGGCUCACUGGUGUACAUAAUAUGCUUUUAUUUUCUGGGGCUCAUUCAUGUUGUAUUUGAUUGUGAGGUUCUCUUUGUAUGGACUGUUCAACCUUUGUAUGUUGACAUGUCAUUUGCUGCGAGGCUUCUUAUACUUUCAAAAUGCUUGUUUUAUCUUGGGGCAUUGUUUAUUAUGCAUUCCUUACCAAGUACAAAUGACAAAAUGCUUCAAUAAAUGCUUAAAUAAAAUGCUGUCAAAAAAUUAAUAUUUAGAGUGCCAGUCUUCGAAAUCUUUGCCUUAGUGUGAAAUCUUAACACGUUAUUAAUAAAGUAAGAGCAUUUUCUCAUUGAGUACAAGAAAAAAAACUUCAAUUGUGCCUGUUUCAUAAAUAAGGCCAAAUUAGGUCAAUUUGAAAGUCCAUUCAUUUUCAAGAAAUUCAAAGGAAUCAUAAUGUCUGAUACAUGUGAUCUCCGUGCAUGUCUGAAAAGCCUCUUUAUUGAAUCUGAUUUAGGUGAAAUUAUCCUCCAUAUGACCAGAAUGAGGGAAUAUGAAUUACAGGAAAAUACGCAAUCUUCUAAUUGCCAAAUUGGAACAUAAUUCACCAUUGAAAAGAUAUGUCUGGAUUUCCUAUCAAAGCACUUACUAAUUCUCAUAGACUUUAGCAAAUUGGUGACUUAUUUCAACAACCCAGGAAGAAAUCCUGAGAAUAAUAGGAAAUUUAUGAGCAACAAUUUACAUCACGGAAAUUUGAUUCUCAAAUUUGCGUGAUGUCAAUUAAAGGAACACGUUAAUGUAUGGUUUGCUUACCACACUAAUGGGUUGUGAUAUACUGUAUCGUGUAAUAACCAUUUAAUAUAUCCUUCCUUUAUCAUGAUAUGUCAAUUAACCCCAUGCUCUGCUCAAUGAUAUUGCUAAGAUCAAUCCUUUUGUAUUACUGAAAUUGUUUUAAAUUGAGUUAAUACAAUUUUGAAACUAUUUUAAAAACAAUCAGUUUUAUUGAGCUUAUCCACUCGAUUUGUCGGUAAUUAACAACAUACUUGAAACAUUUAAUGAAAACAGACAAAUUAGAGAAAGAGAGAGAGAGAGAGUGUGUGUGUGUAUGUUUAAACUUUUCAUGGACUGAAAUCUGUUGAGUAAUAAUUAUACAGUAGGUUCUAAAAAUACUUUUAUACUAUUUUUAUACUAAAAUAAAAUAUUCUGUUUCCCACUUUAGCCUCCACUGAAAUUCCUGUCCUCCGUACUGGGCAAAAGCAACUUGCAAUUUUCUGGCAUGAAUGUGACAUUGACAAUAUCAACAAACAGCUUAAUUCUAACUAAUGUUGACACUAAGCAGGUAUGUUAACAUAUGAUACUUGUCCAUUUAGACAUUGCAUAUGCAAGCUGUUCUUUAAAAAAAAAUAAAAAAAUUUAAAAUUUGCUUUAAAUAAACAUGUCUCACUUUUUUGUUCACAGUUUAUUCACACCUCAAUUUGUAAAUUAUAUUUUAGGUAGUUGCAAAUCAUCACAUGCAGUCAAUUUCCUUCGCCUCUGGUGGAGAUCCCGUGAGUAUUAUAGAAUAUUUAGUUUAUCGAAAAUAGAUGCAAAAUGAGCAUGACACAUAUUUAACACCGAUUUUUGCGAAGCUACAGAAUUUUAUUAUUUGAAAGAACAAUAUUUUAUUUUCUAUUAAAAGAUGUGCAUUUAGAGGUAGUAUUCAUAUUAUUACUUUAUAAAUGCAAACAAAUGGCUAAUCGCAGAAAAUGUGUUAUUAUUUAAUGGGUCGAAUUAAUAAGGAGGCUCCAUACAUACAGGCUUCUUCCAUACAGACACUGUCAUUCACAAAGCAGCAGGGAUAUGUGAACAGUAGUCUGAUUUUGUGGUCCAGUAUAGUGGGUACACAACGCCUUCUGUAAGAGUUGGUUAUACAUUUGAAUUGGGACUGUUUUUGUAUUGUCUAUAUCCGGGUUCUGCAAAGUCUACACAGCCUCUGUACUAGUCAUUUAUAAAUUGUGAAGAUGAACUAAAGUAUGUUUAUUUGAUGCAUGAGACACCAAUUAGAACAGCUAAUUAGUUUUGGUGUUGGCGAAUUGGCUUAAUCAUAUAGGUUUAUGGGUGCAUUUUUGAGAUCUGGUGAGUUAUGCUGAUCCUUAGAAUGAUCAGGUUUAAUGUGAGUACCCCUAGAUAGAUCAAAUAAAUAGAACCUGAAAUGGCAAGAAUAGUCAGAACUAGUGAUGUCCCGAACUGUUCGCCGAACGGUUCGCGAACGGUUCGCCGCGGACUCAUCAUUGAGUAAACUUUGACCCUGUACAUCACAGUCAGCAGACACAUUCCAGCCAAUCAGCAGCAGACCCUCCCUCCCAGACCCUCCCACCUCCUGUACAGCAUCCAUUUUACAUUCAUUGUGAAGCUGCAUUCUUAGUGAACUGUCCAGGAGGUGGGAGGAUCUGGGAGGGAGGGUCUGCUGCUGAUUGGCUGGAAUGUGCCUGCUGAUUGUGAGGUACAGGGUCAAAGUUUACUCAAUGAUGAGUCCGCGGCGAACCGUUCGUGGCGAACCGUUCGCGAACCGUUCGGCGAACAGUUCGGGACAUCACUAGUCAGAACCGAUCUGAGGUCAAGGGAUAUAGAAGUCAAGCAAAUAUUAAAUGAAGCCAAGACUAGAUUUCCAGAAAAUAGGAAUAAGGGGGGAAAAAGCCACAUUGUUACUUGGAAUCAAACUAUUAUUAUUAUUAUGGUAUUUAUAUAGCGCCAUCAAAUGCCACAGUGCUUUACAAUGAGUGGACGAACAGACAUGUAGUUAUAACCAGACAAGUUGAACACACAGGAAAACACACUAUUGUGUUAAUGGAGACUGCAGUAAGACACAACCUUUAGGUAGAGGGUUGUAAAUAGUAAAUAGAGGACUUUGCAUAAUCAAAAUGUUCAUACAUGAAUACUCAGGAUUGAUGCAUUGCUUUGUUUGAAACCAGAGUGGUGUGAUGUGUCAUUUCUGCAUGGUAGGUCCCUAGUGGAGCCUUCUAGACCACUCUUGUUAAAUAUAGAAUGUGAUGCAUAUCUGGCAAUCAACCGAAUACAAACGUUACAUCAACACAGCAAUUUUGUGUAGAUAGCCAGGAAAAUAUCAUAGAUUUCACUAACUUCUCUAUUGUCAUCUAGACACUUAAAUCUAGUUUACAACGGGUCAAAAGGUACGUGGUUUCAAAAUAUCUUAAUACACAGCAGUUGUAGACUGGAUUUUUCUUUUUAAUCACAGUGCAUGCAAAAUAAGAUUGUCGUAAUAUAUACAAUAACAUUUACAUGUAACCUUUUGUUUGUAACUAUAAUUUUUUAUUCAGAUUACAUGAAAUCAUACAUAUGCUAGCAAACAUCUCUACUGAUUGAGUAUUUAUAUUUAAUUUGUAAAUAUAAUUUGAAAGUGUUUAUUCUAUUUUUUAAAGGAUACAACAGAUUAUGUUGCGUACGUUGCCAAGGAUCCAGUUAACCAAAGAGGUACGAUUAUAACCAAACUAUUUGUUAUUAUUCAGUAGCAUAGAGUGAUGAAUGAUGUUUUAAACAUACAUCUGUGUUCUUUUGCAAUCCAUCCAUCCACCCACUCAUCCAGCAUUCAAUCUACCCAUCCAUCCACCCACCCCUCCAUCCAUCCAUGAUCAUGAAUACGUCAGUCAAACAACACACCAACCUAAUUGUGUGUGAACUGUAAAUACACCACUGUAUGAUUCACCUGGGAUCAUGGUCAGAUUUCAAUAAGAGGACUCAAGAAUGCUUUACCCAAGAUUUCUAAAAUUUAGUUUGGUGAUUGGGGCAUGGUACUGCCCAAACGCAGCAUGGAUGAUAUUACUGAGAUGGUAUGGUGAAUGAACCAGGGACAUAGGAAGUUGAGCAACAAAAGCUAGAUUUAUGGAAUGUCAAAAUGCAGUUGCAAGUGAGCAUGGUAUUAAAAAAGUAAUCUUCAUAAGAAAUAAUGAAGAGGAGAAAAAAAACAAAGUAAAGGUCCAUGACAUAAUAAAUAUAAAGGUUAGGGGGUGAACUAAAAAAAAGCAAAAACAAAAUAAAACAAUAAUCUUAGAACAGAAGAAGAAACAGAUACAAACGAAAUGAAGAAGAAUACUCCCCAAAAAUAACAAAUAUAUAUAUAUAUAUAUAUAUAUAUAUAUAUAUAUAUAUAUAUGGCUUAGAUGACUACAGUGGUGUCAUCCAAGAAAUGUAUCAAAGAAUCUCCACCAGCAUCCUGUUGCACCAUCCUUUUCAGGAAAGUACUGAACAUCUUGAAAUAGGAGCACAAAAUGGCACAACCCAUUGAAAGACAAAGGUCCACAUAAAAAUCUCCUGAAACCAGUAGCACAUGAGAUAAUGAAACCAACCCAAAUGGAAAAACAGUAGGAGCUCUUGGAAUUGACAAGCAAUAUGUGCCACAAAUACUUCAUUCUAUAGUAUUUCUUGAACCUGUGUGGAAAAAUCCACAGAUGUGAGAUUCUGCUUCGCCAUCACCAUGUUAUUGCCCUGAAAGAAAAUUACGAAAGCACCAUCCCAUCUACCUUAGCAGUUUAGCGACCACACUAUCUUAGUAAACUUCACCAGUGCACACCCUACUGGCAACUGAUUUGCUGGAUGAUAGAACCAACGAUCCCUUCUUUAACAAAAAAUCUGAUAUUUGCCUUGCUAUAUUUUUCUAUGACCUCUUGCUUUAAAAGGUACUGCAGAUGAAACAUCAAUACAUCUGCCUGAAUUGCAUUCAAUUUUGCCCAGUCUCUAAUUUACAGAAGAAACAAAGCCAUUCCUUUUUUUCUUACCAUGAGGCAACAUGAUAUUUAACAAACCUAGACUGUGUCACAUCUGCACUGUAAUUGAUGUUAUCAACCUUAUGAACCCCUUAAUGACCAAACUUCUGGAAUAAAAGGGAAUCAUGACAUAUCACACAUGUCCUGUGUCCUUAAGGGGUUAAACACAUUUGUAAAAUUGUGCUUAUAUAUAUAUAUGUAUACACACACACACACACACACACACACUCACUCUCUCAACAUAAAUGAUUGAACAUUGCCAUCUAGAGGUGAAAUACAAUAACUAGCACUCACAUGGUUCUAAUUAUGGAAUAUGGAUGAAUAAUGCAAUGUUGAUGGAAACACUACAAGAAAAUUAGUUAUUCACUUUUAUCAUAGCAUACUUUGGGGAUGCAAAACUAGCACUAUCGUACAACCAGUACAUUUCAGUUUUUGUCGGGUCCUAUUCUAUAGCAAUACUGUUGUUUUAUCUAAAAUAAAAUAUUUUAUUUCAAACCCCUACAUUUUUGAAACCGACACUACUAGCUAGGCUUUAACAGUUACUCUCCACUGCCUGAAAAGUCUAUAACACACUUACAAGGGCUGAAUUUUCACUCUUCAGUGGCCAGCGGCAAAUGGAAGAUAUAAUAUAUAUAUAUAUUUUAGCAAUUAACUGAAAAAAUGGGAUUGAAACAUACAUGGAAUUUUAAGCAAAAGGUACAGCUGACUGUUUUUAUUGAUUCAUUCUAAAUUAUUCCUGCUAAAUUCUAUGAUUUAAAAAAGUUUAAUUGUAGAAUCCUAUCUAUUUCAAUCGGGAAAUAUGAAAAUAAUACUAAGCAUUACUGCAGUGAUAGGAAAAACAUCUAUUGAAGCAAUUUUACUAUUAAGCAAAGUCUUUAUGAACAAAUUAACGGAGAUGGACGCUCUCUCUCUGUAAUAAAAUAUAUUUUUUUAAAGUAUAAAUUAAGGAAAAAUAUUACUUUUAUUUAUUUGUUUAUUAUAGUUUGGAUAUAACACAUUGUCAGCAAGUUUAGUUGUAUAUCUACUGUUCUAUUACCUAUUUAUUAAUAAACGUUAAUAUUACAAACAGAAAAUAUAUUUACUGCAAAUUAUUCACAUAAUCUAUAUUUCAUAUACAUCUGCCAAGUAACAUUAAUUCAAAGUAUAGCACAUGGAAUGAGUAUUAGUUUAAAACAUAUUUUCGUUCAUUUUUUUUCUUUAUGAGGUAUGAUUCUAAAAAACCAAUAAAAUUUACUUUCUUGUAAUAGAAUAGGAUAAAUAUGAACCUUAAAAAAAAAGACAAUUUAGCUUGCAUUUAACAAAUAUGUACAGGAUUUCUUAAUCAUAAUGUUCUUCUCGUUUGUGAAUCUUUAUUUUAGCUUGCCACAUUUUGGAGUGUUUAAGCAGCAAGGCUCAGGAAGUGAUCAGCACAAUUGGACACGCUUUUGAACUGCGUUUCAAACAGUACUUGAAAAGCCCAUCUUUCAUCGAUUCCAGCGAUAGGUAGGCCCAGGGAAUUAAAGACAGCCCUGGUUUAUAUUUAGUUGAUGGGUAUAUAGGUUUCUUCACAACAUUUGGCUAAAAUAUGUUGAAUUAUAAAUCACUUUUUGUAUGAAGUUAGUAAAACAGACAGACACACUAACAUUCUAUAUGUAGUCACGAAGGCAGACACACUCAUUUUCUCUACGGAGUUACCGUAGUAAGACAGUCAAGCAGAUUUAGUCUUAGUCUUUUUCCAAAACGUUUGUCAGACAGAUAGACACAUUUUAUAUAUGGUGUGACUAAGACAGACAGACAUAAUACAGAUUAAGAAACAGCACGCACAUAAAAAUACGUUUUUAAAUUUUGGUAAGGCCACCUAUCUCAAAAUGACCAUAUGGUGGAACUAAAUCCCUUAAGUGCUUGUGGAGAUAGGUGAUUUUAAGUAGCCUUAUGGAAUUUAAAAAUGUGUUUUUAUGUGUGCAUGUUUCCUAAUCUGUAUUAUGUAUACAUUUUGGUCACUACUAAAGCACCCUUCCUGCAAAAUGCAUGUUCUGGGUGUGCCCCCAAUUCCUUUUUGUUAGGGUUGUGCAUGGGAAAAAUAUUCGGUUCGAUCCGAAAUUCGGGACUUCAGCACUUCAGUUCAGUUCGGUUUGGUUCGGCACUUCGGCUAUAUGGAGUUAAGGCACUAGGACCAUUCAGAGAGCGCAUCAAAGUGCCCUGUGUGAGGACCGGCUAGGGAGGCUACCAGUCAGUCUGGGGAGCAUUCAUGUCGGGCUGACAUUUAACUUUUUUGGUUUGCAAAAAUAGAAGGGACCGCACUCAUCCAAAAAAGUCAUAGGUUGCUUAACUGAGCCAGGGCCAGCACAACAAUUACAAAUAUUAUAUCCAAGAAAGGCUUCAGGCAUUCUCUAAUUUAGAUGUAAGGCUGAUUUAUCAGAGCAUCAUGUGUACAUCAUGUAUACUGCAACAUUUUGACCUGCAAAGAGGUCUUUGUAAAGCUUGUUAGCGUGUUGCAGUGGUUACGGAGCUUGGAGUGUUCGUUUAAUAUUGGUCAAUGUAGCAACUGACCCUGCAGGCUUUCUUUCAGAUUGGCUAAAUUAGUCUUGUCUAAAUUAACUGCAUAAUCUUCUGCUAUUCAAAAUCCAAAUGAUUGUAUUGAUCUUCUUCUGUGGCCAAGUAGCAUAAAACAUCUGAUACAUUUGCAUGGCUCUUUUUAUGUCUUAACUAUAGACAACAUACUCAAUACGAGACAAAAGUGUUAAGGUCAAAUCAAAAAAUGCAUUAAAUAUCUCGGAGGGGUCUAAAAAUUAAAAACAUCCACACAUUAACAGAAAGGAAAUACUUUUUCUCCCCUCGUGGUUCUGGGAAAUAAAAUGCAGACUUUUUCCGCUGGUUGCUUCUUUGAAAAGGUUCUGUGUAUUUGCCAAUAAAAACAAACCAUGUUUUGCUUUAAUGCAUCAAGUAAGACUUUAUCUUCCAAGAAGAACAGCAAGGAAACGUAGAAACCCACGGAGACAGCAAUAUGUGGUAAUAGAAUAAGAUAAGGAGUUUUACAUGAAAAGUUCCAGAUGUGGCAAUUAGCAAUAUAGGAAAAAUGACAUUGAACCCACGGAAAGAUUGGGGAUAAAAUAACAAGUGAAUACCACAAGGGAAAACAUUUUGAUGGAAUGGGAUACUUGGACGUUCACCAAAUGUGAACGAGUUUGCAGGUUUUUUUUCGUAUUGGAACCAACAAUAUAUCUACAUUAAAUGUGGAAUCAAUCGAUUGCACUCCCUUUCAGCAAAGAAACUUUAGCAUAUUGAAGGUAUUCUUGGUUGGUGAGGGCAGCUGACAUUUCAAGAGAAUAAUAGAAAAUGAUUUAACAUUUCAUAUUGUGGAUAUUGCUGUAAUGAACAUCACCAUCAUGUAAUAGUACAUCAGUAUUACAUAUACUGGCACCAAUUAAAAGCUUAACAUAUUACCUGUUAUGUGCAGAUGCCAGAAUGUGUUCGUUAAGACACAGACAGACAGCUGCUUCAAGCCAAACGAAUAGGACUCACAAAUGAACUUUUCACUAUUUUUGUUAUAAAUCAGUGGAGGGAACGUUGCUUUGGUACACAGCAAACUUAAACUAAUCAGCUUGUAUUCUGUUUUGCUACAAACUGCAUAAAGAGCUUACAAUCUGUCCUACAAGCUUAAAUGAAAUCAAGUUGCCAUCAAUAUUAUUUCUCAGUGCCAACAAAGCUUACAUUUAGAUCUUGUCUAUGAAUGAUUGGAAUUUUCAUGGUCAAACGUGUGCAAAUGCAUUCAAUUACCUCUUAUUUAAUGACCAAUGACCAAAUAAAGUUUAUGUCACAGACUCCCUCCAAAAUUAUGAAACAUUCACCUUUAUAAGUAGAGUUCUAUUACUUUAUCGUCCAGUAGUAUUAAAUAAUUUUGAGAGAUGAAAUUGAUGCAGUACAAAUAAAUGUGACUCAUGCAACUGGUGAUAUGAUAUAUUUUUUUUGUAUCUUUGACUUAGUGAUCUACUAAAUAUUAAUAAUGCAACUCAAAACGUGGAAGUGAAAGGACAUGAUUAUUACAAUGAAAUACCAGGAAAGGUACCUCCUGCUGGUGGCGUACUUGACAAGAGGAUUAAAAUAGAUAUCAUGGAACCCAUGCAUAUUGGAGACGACCAAAACGCUCAGGUGAUAAAUACUACAUAUAAGGAAACGCUAUGUCCAAAGUGUAUAUCUUUAAUUUUAAUGCAUACAAUUGUUGCAUAAAUUUACAAAAUUUACAAAAAUUUGCACAAAUAUUUCCUAAACCAUAACACUAUACUUUUCAUUAGCUGCAGAACAGCCUUCUGCAGCUAAGCAAGAUCCACCCCUUUUCAUCCAGCACUUGCUUCAUUGUGGGCAUCGUCCAAUCAAAUACUUUUCAUAGAGAAGCACUGAGUACAAAUGCCGAUUCCAAAGCUUCUCAUAAGAAAGGGUUGCUUUAUUGAGAUUUAAAUAUUUUUACAAAUCACCUGCGGAGGAGGCUCAUUUUUUCAAGUAAGUCACUCGGACUAUAAUCGUUCUCUUUACCCAAACUUAGCACCUGUCACUAUGCAGUCAGGCAAGUAGCUUUUCUCUCAAUAUUUAACAAUUGAGUUGUCCGUUGGUUUGCCAGAUUGUGAAAUAUGAUUAAUCUCCCAGCUUUUAUAAAGUACACUACUAGAUGCGCUUUACCACAUGCCAAACAUUGUGUCUAGUGGUAAAUGGCCAUGAAAACACAUUUUAAACUUUCAGUUUGCCAUUUCAAUAGCCACACAGUAGCUUCAGAAUAUUCCAGUGCUGAAUAAUAGCUUAUAUAUUAAGUAUUCAAAUACCAAUAAUUUACAAAAUGCCUUUGAACUAUGAUUUAUUUUGUUUAGCUAUAUUUUUAGACACUGUGUUCUGCUCUUAGCAUUAUAAUAUUAUUAUAUUUAUUUUCUUUAAUGAUAGGCACAAGAGUAAAAAGAAUUCCAUAGCCUCAGCAAUGUAAAACACAGGAUAACAACACCUCAGCCAAUCAACGGCAGCUGGUUUAAAAAUUAUUUUUAAAUGUAAUAGUAUUGCAGAGCCCCCUUUUGUCUAUUAUCUGUGACGAUAGUAAGUGAUAUUAAUAAACAAACACGGGGGUUAUGUAUAAAAGAUAAUUCUGGGUUCUAAAAAAGUUCUAAAAGUGGAGUAGUCGCCAUUGAAUGAAAUUGAACGUUGGCUGCUUCAAAUGUAGGACUUAGCCUCAGUAUUACCCUUUUGUAUAACCUCCAUGGGGUCUCUUUCUGUAAUAUGGAUAUUAUAUAAGUAAAUGUCUUUCAUAUUACUUCAUGCUCAUUUAAUUGUUGAGUUUUUCUUUUUUUCUUUUUAACAAAUUUUUAGAUAGGUUUCCAUAAAAGUACCAACAUAUACGAAAACUGUCGAGAGAACCCCAAAAUUAUAGGUAAGAUUGAUUUUUUCUUUAUAGAACGUAUUAUUUAUUUAUGUUUGGGGCUGAAACAAUUCACAAUAUUUGUUUUCUUCAUAGUAAUAUUAAUGCCUUGUUUUGGAUCAUAUACGUUCCAGAAAUGGUCUUCAAGACAGUUACUGGUGGCAAUAGCACACAUACGUCUGUAUCACUAUAUUCGUUGAGUACUGACAGUAACUCCACAUUAGCAACAUAGGCCCCAGUCCCGAAAAACACUUGUAUUCCAGUUCUACAGUAUUGAAAGCAAUCAAGUAAAUUAGGUCUGAGGUUCGAAAAUACAUCAUUUAUUGCCGGUCUCCAUACAAAACACAUCAGUUGGUGGUGGUCCAGACAAUUUCAAGUGUUUAUGUAGACUGCAGAACAAGAGCUCUGGUUUCAGUGUGCAUGAGCCCAGUGGUUUCACUAAACUGAAAGUGCGUUCUUUUAUAUGAUUACUUUGGCGACAGUUGAUGUAAAUACCAUAAUUAUUCCUACCCAACCUUAAUACUCCUUUUAUUUGCUAAUGAUUUGUGAACUUUGGUUGGCAUUAUUUGUGUUUUUUUAUUUUCUAAAAUCACACAGGAGAUAGGUUGCAAUUAGACAACACAGUCACAUAAAGAAUAGUAUGCUAAGUGUCCAGCCAUAGCCACUGCUUCUGGUCUUCCCUUUUAAGAGAAUCCAGUUAGCUAUAAGCUAAGAAGGUCCAUGCAGUACAGUGGAAUAUGUUUUAUUUUUGUUAUCAAAUAUGAAGAGGUGUAUUUAGUGUUUGUUUUGCUCAUUCAUAUUGUUAAGUUUUAUACAUUUUGGUGUAUUUAUUAAAACUCUAACCACAAUAACAAUGGGUGUCUUCCUACCUUCUGGUAAUGGUUUAGGGGCUGCAGCAUUUCAUCAUCGAUUGUAUGCUGUUGCCCAGCAGCCUAUAGAUUAGGGAAGUGAGCAUAGGCGUGCGCAGCCUAUUGCAAUAGGGAGUGCACCCUAAAGCACAAACACACACCAUGUGUAUAUGUAUAUGUAUGUGUGUAUGUGUAUAUAUAUAUAUAUAUAUAUAUAUAUAUAUACAUACACACUGCUGUGUGAGGGUGCCGGUAGUGUGCUAUGUGGGUGAGGGUGUUUUUGUGUGUUUGUGAGAGUGCUGUUUGUGUGCUGUGUGUGAGGGAACUGGUAGUGUGCUGUGUGUGUGUGAGAGGGUGUUUGUGUGUGCGUGUUUGUUCGGGUCCUGUUAGUGUGCUGUUUGUGUGUUGUGUGUUUGUCAGGGUGCUGUUUGUGUGUGAGUGUGCUGUUUGUGUGUUUGUGAGGAUACUGUUAGUGUGCUGGGUGUGUGUGGGGGCUGUAUGUGAGUGGGGGCUGUGUGUGUGUGUGUGCUGUAUGUUUGGGUGGAGGUGGGGGCAGAUUAGUUAUUAUCCCAGUCCUGCUGCCUUCCCUGGUGGUUCAGUGGAGAGUGAACUCUAGCCCGGGUUCUCUGCUGCCUCCCUCCAUGCUGCUGUGGACCGGUGAGGUAGAACUUUGAUCUCCCCACCGGCCCAUGGAGGCUUAGACCAGAGCCGCCGCUCGGAUAGCGUCGUCGUGCCGCGGGGAUUAGGGUGUGCCCAUGCACACCCGACACACCCCGUGCGCACGCCUAUGGAAGUGAGGGAUGGGGGAGACAGCCUACAUGAAGAGUCAGCAAGGAGCAGGAAGGUAAAGUAAGAAAAGGAGAAGGAACAGAAAUGAGCAGGAAGGGACAUCAAGGAGCAGAAAGGGGCAGCAAGGAGAUGGAAGGGACAGCAAGGAGCACAAAAGGUAAAGUAGGAGAAGGAGCACAAAGGAACAGAAAUGAACAGGAAGGGUCAGCAAGGAGCUGGAAGGUAAAGCAGCACAAAGGUAAAGCAGAAGGAGCAGAAAGGGUCAGAAAUGAGCUGGAAGGGGCAGAAGGAGCACAAACGUAAAAUAGGAGAAUGAGCAGGAAGGGCCUGCAAAGAGCAGGAAGGAGCACAAAGUUAAAGGAGCAGAAAGAAUCAGAAGGAGCACAAAGGUAAAGUAGGAGAAGGAGCACAAAGGGACAGCAAGGAGCACAAAGAUAAAGUAGAAAAGGGAGCAGAAAGGGUCUGCAAGGAGCAGAAAGGGAUCAGAAUGAGAAAGGAGCAGAAGGGUGCAAAAUAAGCAGAAAGUAGCAGAAAGGUAAAAUAGCAGAAGGGGCCAAGGAUAGAAAACAGUGUCAGAAGAUAAAAAAAGACUGUCAAAUGAAGGAGAGGAAAAGGAGAUUGGAGCAGGAAGGACAAAUGAAGUGAACCCUCCACUUUAUUCUGGACACCACAUCAUAAGGCUUUGGUACCUGGGCCAGGCAGGGAAACGCUGGACCUUCUCAUCUCCAAAGGUAAAAAAAUAUCAGUAUUAAUGUGUUCACUUUUAUUUACUGAGUGUCAGGAAGCACAGAGUGCCGUUGGGUAGGGGUGUUGCUGAUUGGCUAGAGCGGUCAGCUGGCACUCUAAGCCAAUCAGUAGCUCCCCAUUCAUAAAAAAGUAAAAAUAUUUUAUGAACCGGGAACUAGCGAUUGGCUUAGAGCGUCAACUGUCCACUCUAGCCAAUCAGCGGCACCCAUGCCUGACGUCAAUCUGCACUUCCUGACACUCUGUUUCAGAAGCCAAAUACCACUGAGCGACCUGGAGCUGGAGGAAGCCUUUGGGGUUAAACCAUUUGAGAGUGAUUUAACCCCUUAAAGGAAAGCGAGCACCCAGGGGCUUCCUGGCAUCAUAGCAUUUUCAUUUAGGUGAAGUUGUUAUGGUGACCAGAAUGGUCCUUUAAUUUGCUUAAAGGAACACUAUAGUGUCAGGAAUACAAACAUAUAUUCCUGACACCAUAGUUGUGAAAACGCUAUUCACCCUGGCUUUAUGUGAUAAUGGCUAUGCCCCUUCCCUUUCACGACACUGUCAAAAAGGUACCAAGCAUGGAUGUCAUUACAAUUAUGCCCCCCCCUGGAAAAAUUCCUGUGGACGCCCAUGCCAGUAUGUCACUAAAAGCAAGAGUAACUUUAAAUGUUCUAUACAUUAUACUAAUAAAUAUAUUUUCCACAGGUCACUCAAACCAGAAUACAUUAAACAUUCCUGCUGGUAAGGAAGAACUGUUUGAUGAUCCAAGUUAUAUAAACACGGCAUCAAAAAUAGAAACUUUUGAUAAAAAUCAGACUUUUGGAAAACACAACCCAACAUCCGGUAAGAAAAGAAAUAUUUUGCUGUUUAUAAAACCAUUUAUUAUGAUCUAUGUUGUACUAAAAUAAAAAUAUACUUAUGAAAAAUGCCUUUUUAUUUAUUCUAAAUAUAAUGAUUGGGUAAUACAGUUUUAGGACAGCACCUAAACGGUAAUGGUUGGAUUUCGGCUCAGAAUAUCUAAUUCCAUUUUAUGUUAAGGGUGCUAUUUCCAUUUUACAUUUGAGAUAUGGGGCUGUGCAAGCCACCAGAGUCAAUUAAAGGUGCAACCAUGGUUGUGAUGGUUGCGAAACCGCUUUAUAAAAUUGUGACAUGAUGCAAUAGUUUGCUUUAAGUGUCAAAGUGGCUUACCUGUGGUUCUAACUGAACUUACAUGUUCGUCAACAUAAAUUACAUAUUUAGUGACAUUCAUUAAUGAUUUGGGUCCCUUGGGAUAUAGUGUGUUAUUUUCCAAAUUCCUACUCUUACAUCAGCAUAUCACAGCAGAUCAAGAGUAAUUUUACCAACCUUUAUUUAUCAGCAUUGAUCAUCAAAACAGCUUCUUGUUCUGCCUAUUUUAAACUCACAGGAAUUGAAUAUAUAAUGCUGUAGAACAUGUAACAAUUAAUCUUUUGCUUGAUCAGAGAUUCCCUACACCCAACUAUUACAGAGCCUUUAUUGCAUGUAACCGGUUAACCUGAACAAGUCUUUCCAUUCUUAUCUGACCCAUCUCAUUUACAAGGUAUUUUUACUCACAGUACAGUCGCUCACAUGAUGUUUUUUGUUUUGCUUAUCAUCCUCCACAAACUGUAGACAAAAACUACAAUGUGACAUUGACGCUCCUAUUCACGAAAAGAUGGUAGAACAAAUUAUUGAUCAUAUUGAGAUUUCUCGCCGGGAUCCGAAUUGCAAACAAUUGGAAAUACUAAAUUUAGAAAAAACAUGGCUGGAAAUGUACCAUUUCUCAAUGUUACACUGUUUUUGUGGGCGAACUAGGCGUAAAACAACUUCAUAUGUGUUUUGGCUGUGGUGUUUAUAGUGUCGAAGUGGCAUAAAUUAAUAUUGGCUUUAAAGGAGAUAACUCGUAAUAUUUUUGUCUUGUUUGAAAUGUCUGAGCUCUCAUGCAGGAGUUUACGUUUUCAUUCCCAUAAGAUUCCUACAGUACUUUUUUUUUUUUUAAAACAAUAGCUUCCAGAUUUAGCUCAUGGCAUUGCCAUGUUGUUUCUGGCUACUUCUUUUACUCAAUAGAAUAAAUAAUUUGCACGUUUUUUUCAGGAGAGUUAACACCUAUAGUUUUGUGCAUGGGUAUUUUAUUUGAGAUUUUUAUAUAAAUUUGUCUGAAUUAACUAAUUCCAAUUUUCCUCUUUUUACAUUAUUACAAAAAAAUCUUUUGAUGUUUUCUUGGAAAAUGUUUUUUUGUCAGUCUUUAUUUAAUUGUGCAAAUUAUGACGAAAGCGAGUUUGUUGCGCCACGACAGCAGUACAAACCCAAAUUAUAACAUACAUGAGAUAAUAAUGUCAUGGUAUGCAGAUUGCUUGCACAUUUUUAGUGAAAGUAAAUGAAUACAUGCUUGUCAGGUACGUCUAUAGUAAAGAAGCAGAAACCAGCUAACUAUCUUGCGAGAGGGUCUAGCUUUAUGUUACCAAAUGCAAAACUAAAACUUAAAAAAUAUUUGAGUGGCACGUUUAGUCGGAAUAACGUAUUUCCUCUCUGACCUAUAUGCUAUUCUAGGUAAAAUGUGCCUUGGUAACUGACAGUUAGAUUAAAUAGUAAGGUUUACUAACUAAACUGUAGUUUCAGGAUUUUAAAAAGAUGUAGGGGUAAAGGUUAAAUCUGAAUGGAGUUAUAUAGCCAGUAAAGUGGAGCCUUGGGUGCCACUACUGUUAAUGGCAUGCUAAGAAUGAGUGAGUUAAAUGAACACAUAGUAAAAGCAGGAACAUACAAUCAUAAUUAGUUAAGUGAACUGGCUUAUUACCACCUUAGGACACACAUGCUGCGCACAGGUACAGGCAGAGCUAAACCAACAUAUUUACUCCCAGUUAGCAUGUAGAGUUCGUUGAAAGUGUCCGCUUGUGUGGGUUAUGGGAUGCUCAGCAGGAGCGGUGAGUGUCCCUGGGUGUCAGUCCGGGUGUGAUGGUUGCUCACUUGCUUGGGCGCAGUACGUGGGCCUAUUUGACAGCCGACUCCCACGCGUGGCAUUGUGGAGGCUGGUGCUUCAGGGGCCCAGAGGUGACAGGUGGGUAACGAGAAUGGUGGGGCCUCUUCCUGGCCUUGUGUGGGGUCUGCAGCGGUGUGCCACAAACUCGGAUGCUCUUGGAGGCCGAGUUUUUCCCUGAGUGGGCAUCAUAGCCCCGGUGUUCUGCCGCCGCCAGCGGUGGUCGGGUUUCCGGCGGUGUGGUCGAUGCUGCGGAGGUAAUCUCCUUGUGACCAUUGUCCCGGGUGGGUAGUCAGUGCUCUUUGCUGGGAGAGGAGGGCAUGCGUUACCCGGGACAGGCCUACUCUGUCUCUGCCUCCCCACCCUCCGUGUUGUACCCCGGUGUGCCGAGGGGGGGAUUGCAAGGAGUUGUUCCAGUUUGUCCCAGAAAUGCUGGAAUAUCACGUCCAAGUUUGUGGGUUGUGGUUGCGUGGGAUCAGGCUUUGUUAUGUGCGUUGCGUCCGCCAUGUUGCUGGGCCCGGUGCGUCCGGAGCCCAAGCUUGGAUGGGCAGCUGCAGCCCAUAUGGUUGCAUGAGUCGGAUUGGUGGGGACCGGGAUAACCCCCGCCGGUCCGUAGGGGGGGGGGAAUGGUGGCUCAAGCUUUGCUUUGCAGUGUGUUGGGGCGGCGGGAGAGCGGCCGUUUCUCCCAAAACUGCCAUGCUUGUAGGCCGCAACAUCCGAGUGGUCUGUACCGGUGCCUCAUUCCACUUGUGUGGUAUCAUCCUGCUAGUCUCCUGACAUUUGAUAGCGACUGUAAGUCGAGUCACAGCCCCUGUUCGUCGAGAAUCGGCACCAUAGGAGGAUAGACACGGGAGCAGCAGCAACAUGUGACUGUUCCGCUCUGCAGUCAGGCCCCGCCCCCUUACUCGUAAUAUUAUCCAUUUGGAAACUCAUUUGAAAUUAUUAUACAGAUGAUACUUUACUCCAUCUAAAUUAUACAGACUAAAUCUUUACAAAUCUAAAUUGUGUUGGAGAGGAUGUGACCAAAUGGGUACCCUGUUUUACAUUUUCUGGACAUGUCCAAAAAUUCAAAAUGAUAAACAUUUUAGAAUUAUCUCCAUCACAGAAUUUCCAUUUGAGUUAACCCCCAGUAGGUGUCUCCUUAAACAUUUCCCGGAUGAUCUAGCAUAUCAUAAACAUGUUAUGUAGCCUGAUAUUAGGAUUCAGGAUGCUAACCCUCAAUUUUCCUGCCGAGAUAAGCCUGAUUUUAGGAUUCAACAUGCUAACACUAAAGUUGAAUCGGAGCCAUAGCAACAAAUUUGUCAGUUACACUCUAUUGAGAUUACUACAACUCAUACCCACCCACAAUGUUUGUACUUCAUAGCUCUCUCAUGUUCUGUCUCGCUACUGAAAGCUCUUCCAAAAACCCACACCUAUAUCGAACCCUUAACCCAGGCUUCCCCAAAUGCCAGCCCUCCAGAUGUUGCUGAACUACAACUCCCAUGAUUCUCAGCCUAUUUAAUUCAUAGAAUCAUAAGAGUUGUAGUUCAGCAACACCUGGAGGGCCCGAGUUUGGGGAAGCCUGCCUUAACCAAAACAUUUUCUAUGAAUCAAAUUAUAACACAAAGUGUUUGAAUUAAUUCAAAGUAUUAACCUCAUAUUUGCAGCAUUAAACCUGAACCCACUUUAUUAAAAGCCCGCAUCAACAGCAAUUCCCCACACUGUGCAUUGUACUUAAACAUGGUGCAUGAAAGUGGCUUUGUCACAUAGUAUACAACUUAAGGCAUUAUUUCUAUAUUCAAUAUUACAGGGUACAUGGAGCUACUAAUGAAAGGAUGCCAAAAAUCAGACUUGGGGCUUUCCAGGACACCAUUUGGGGCUACAGCCCCCCAACAAUACGCCAGUGCUCUGUCUUACAUAUCAUUACAAAGUCCUGUUGAAAUACUAGAUCAUUGUUUGUAAAUAUAUGCAUGAGAAAUUAUUUAGAUUUUUUUUUUUUUUACAUAUACUUGCCCUUUGAAAAGAGACAUACCAGUAAAUUCUCAGAAAAUCUCAAUGAAUGUGCAGCAUGCUGUCAAAACAGCAAAUAUCCUGAAUAAUAUUUAAAAUAUAUGCCAGGUUAGACUUAUGUAAGCUUAUUCACAAUGGUGAGAAAUCAUGGUGCAUGUAUAGUAAAUUUCAAAUGUAAAGGAUCACUAUAGCAUUAGGAAUACAAAUGUGAAUUCAUAACACUAGGUCUUUUUACUUAUCUUUUCUCUGGUUGAGAUCAUCGAGAUCAAUGAUCUCAGUCAAUCCAAUGCUUUCCCACAGGAAGGCAUUGUGAGACUAGUCCGCGUGGGUGGCAAAACGCCACGCUGUACGAAUAAGAUGGUCUCUCUCACUCUGUUAUUUCCUCGAAAGAAACUAUAGUGACAGUCACUAUAGGCACUUAAACCCUGCAAUGAAGCAUUGCUAUUCAGCAAAACAGCAAAGUUUUUAGUGACAUGAUUAAAAUGGGGUGAGGGUGGGGGACACCCAUUCCACAUAAUUGAGAUGAAGUGGUCUGGGUGUCUAUACUGUCUCUUUGAGGUCAAAAUAGCCAAACUAAAAACAAUCUCUAAAUCAGCUAUGCUUUGCAUUAUCAUUUUUGUGAAUGAUUCUGAUGCAUUUCAUCCUUCAUAAAAAAGAAAAAAUAAAUAUUAAAUGAAUGACUACUAUUACCCUAUCAUUGUGCAAAGUGUUACACAGUAAAUUUAAAAAAAUGCAUUGUAGAGCAGAAAAAUGUAAAAUACAAUUUAAAAUUUAUUUUUUUGUAGAAAUCCUGAAAAGAAAAACGGUUAUUGUUAAAGUAAAUUUGCAAUAAAUACUUAUCUAAUAUUAUACGAAAGACUGAGAUAAAAAGAGGAAAACAUGUUAUUAUAUUUUGAUAUAUUUAAAUAAUUGAUUAUAAAACAAUUAUUUUAAAAAAAUGUGGGGCAGAAAUGAAAAUAAGAGGCAUAUUAAUUAUUAUUGACAAUCUGGCCUACUGCACAACAUCCAAGUGCUCCGCCAGGCUCUGAAGAAAAUUGGAUGUAGAGCUGAGCUGCCAUCUACGGACUGAUUUUAUUAUGACAAUAUGUAUUUGUCAAGAUUCCAAGUAUUGUAAACAAAUUGCAUUUUUAAAAUAAUUUAUUUGCAUGAUAAAAAAUGUGUAAAAAGAGGUUUCUAAAGUAUAAAUUGUUGAAUAAAGCCAUACACGUGCCUUUUUUAUCUCAGAGGUUCCAGAAGCCAGGAAACAGUGCCAAGGAAACAAAAGGUUUCUGUGCGCUUCCACACAAAGAGAGGAUUGGUACCAUGGAAAAAUGAGCCGAAAGAUUGCAGAAAACCUGCUAAUUAACGAUGGAGAUUUUCUAGUUCGGGAAAGUACAACAUCUGCUUGCCAGUAUGUUCUAAGUGGACUCCAUGGAGGACAACACAAACAUCUGCUUCUGGUGGACCCAGAGGGAAAGGUAUAAGUAAUAUAACCCUAGCACUAAAAUAAAGAUGUAUAUUAACUAAACACCAUGUGUAAGUGAACUAAAAUUUGAACUGAAAAAUUUAGGCUUAAUGAAAUACACCAAGGUCCAUAACCACUUCAGUGAGUACAAACCACUACAGACAAACACACAUAUACAGACAUAUACACUAACACACACAUGCACAAAUAUAUGCACUGAUGCACGUUAACACUGACACACAUGCACAGGUACACUGACACACACAAACACACAGAUGCAUACACUGACACACAGGCACAGAUACACUGACACAUGCACAGAUACACUGACACACAAAUACUGACAUGCAUGCACAGAUAUAUGUACACAGACACACGCACAGAUAUACUGAUAGAAAAAAAUACUGACGCAUAUGCACAGAUGCAUACACUGACGCACACAAACACUAAUACACAUGCACAGAUAUAUACACUGACAAACAUGGAAGUGUGGAGACCGACACAGGAGCAGCAGCAGGCUUGUAAGAAAAAUAAGCUGCCUGCUGCUGCCCUGCUUGCUGCUACCAUUCCCAAUGGGCUCCCUGACAGAACUUCAAUUGGGACCUUUGCGACCCUGGUAGUUUGGCCACUGCCCAGCAGUGCCUAGAUUAGCUAAAGGCUUGAGAGAGACCACUCAUUUAGCCAGAAUUUUCCCAAAUCAGUUUUUAGUUCACUACAACCCUAAAAAGUGUUUUUUUUUUGUUUUUUUUAACUUUUAUAAAUUCAAAAUAUACAUUUGGGAAUAUCUGCAUACAUGGAUAUAUUUCCCAAAAGACACACUCUCAGAGGUGAAGCUUAUAUACUGAUCUAUGCUUGUGAGAUGAAUACUAUAGAAAAAGGCAAGUUAAAUCUGCAAGAGGCUUCUUUAGUUCUGCAUUCAGUUACAGUUUGGACAUCAUUUGGCUGAGCCUCAAAAUCCCUUGUGGUCAUGCACAGGGCUCUAAGUAGUGUUUACCAAUGUCAUUAGCCAUCAGAGAUAUAUUAGAGGCAGUGUCGGGACUAUUCACAGAGUUAAAACCAAAACUACCAGGAUAAUUCACUAAAUUUAAAAUGUCAAAAUAGCCAAAAUGGAAAAAUUAAAUUCGGCUACUCUGGUUUUACUUAGUAAGUAACGCUGUGUACAUGUUAGUGUGCACAUAUCUCCCUACCACAGUGCCCAGUCACCCUCCCAUUUUAAUCAAAACAGACCAUAAAAAUAUAUAAAAACACUCAAGGGCUCCCAAAGCAAAGCAGACAGAAGGCACAAAGGGCUGGGAUCUGGGCUACAAAAUUGGUAAAUAGAAGGACUGGGCCUAAUGGUGAGUGGUGAUGGAAGAAUGUAUUUAAUUAUUUAGUAGAAAAUAGUUGACUGUUGACUUAAUUACAUCCAAUUUAUUAAAAGCUGUUUUUUGUUUUGUUUUAGGUAAGGACCAAAGACCAUAUAUUUGAAAAUGUCAGCCAUCUAAUUAAAUAUCAUGUGGAAAAUAAACUGCCAAUAAUUUCAUCUGGAAGUGAACUUUGCCUCAGGCACCCGGUGACCAUGAAGGACGUCUGUACUUUAAAGGACUGA